Pelobates cultripes (western spadefoot toad) is the source of this 77554-nucleotide messenger RNA. Lineage: Eukaryota; Metazoa; Chordata; Amphibia; Anura; Pelobatidae. The record is from the annotation of a GenBank genome assembly.
CAUACUCUAGGCAAGCACAGCUUCAUUUAAAAUAGAUCAGGGAAUCUACCUGGUCUGCAGUGCCCUAAAUAAUUAUUUUAGCGUGUAUAUUUCAUUUUUAUCAUAUAACCAUGAGAUUUAUAUAUGUAUUGUUCAUAUUUUUUUCUUCCUUGAUAUCGGGUCUGAUGGCUUAUAAUUGCUCUUGUGCAAAUAUAACAUGCCCCCCACGACCUGUAAAUUGUAUUGGCAGUUAUACACUUGAUCCUUGUGGAUGCUGUACACAAUGUUCUAAGAAAGAAUGGGAACCUUGCGGUGGAGAAUCCUGGGUACUUGGCUACUGUGCAGCAAAUCUGAAAUGUGCAAAUAUCACUGGACAGACACUUGUUGAACUUCCACAUGUUGGAGUCUGUAAAUGUAAGUAUCGUUAUACACACACACUUACAUGCAGAUGUAUAUUUUCAUAUACAUAAUACAUACAUAUACAUAUUACCUCCACUUGAAAAAGUAUUUUAAGGUGAAACACGUUGUGGUUUUUAUUUGCAUAUUAUUUUAGAUUGUAUGAAUAAAGGUAUUUUGGUUACUUUCUGUGCCAUUUUACUCUUUUUUAGUCUACAUUUUAUUCUUGCUACUUUAUUAUUACUUUUAUUCUAUACUGCCUGGCAUCUGAUUUUUUUUAUCUUCAGUGAGCAUCACUCUCAAGAUAUAUCCUUGGUGGGGAUUAUUCCACCCACACCCUAUCCAUAGUGCAGUUUGCCUGCUCUGGUAUAAGUGUGUACAAUAUCUGUUGUCUAUAUUCCUGGAGUUUUAUACUGUGAGCACUAUUUGUUUUUUCUUUUUAUGUUUUAUGGUCCACACACGACUGAGACGCUAUAUUCACAUAUCAUUAAGUGGGGAUUGUACCACUAAACGCUAUCCAUAGUUCAAGCUCCAUAAAACGUGAGUAGCACUAUAUCUUAUCCUUUUUAAAAUACUCCCUGCAAGUACAUACUGCACCAUUAUCUCCUUUCUUUUUUCAUAUACGGAUUCACUGCUGACCCUCUCUGGCAUCCACAUAGAGGAACCCUGCAAAUAACCUCCAGAUAUCCCCUCUAGCAAGUGUAUAUUUGCAUCCACAUUGGAAUACUUUUUUGGACUUAUUUGACCUCUUGACUUUAUUAUUUGGACAUUUUGUGCAUAUAUAUCUUUACUAUUUUAAUUGUUUUUACUGUACCCUAGUGGACACUGUAACGGACUGUUUUGCACAUAAGAAGUUAAAAAACGUUUAGGCAAUAUUCCCCUUUCCAGAUGCACCGACAGCUACUGUAAGCACCAAUCUCCCGAACUGCAAACACGAAUACUGGAAACAGCCGAACAGGAAAAGCAUACAAUCAGCUUACACUCCUGGCGAUCAGCAUACAAUCCAAUCCCCCCCAAGAACGAGACGACACUUCGUUUUGAGGGUCGAUUGUUCGAUACUUUGUUUGGUAGAUUGAAUCUACCGACCACCCCGGCAGAAAGGCACGAAUACGCUUUUCUGCAGGAAAAUGAAAGGUUUUAACUGCCCGGCCAUAGUCUAAAGGGAGCAGGCGAGCAACCAGGCUGUGGCCAUUCUGUGGCCUUCUACUGUUUUUACCUUAUAUACAUAUUGAACAUAUUAUGCUACAGGCACAAGAUCAUCCAAUGGCUUUUUGAUAACUAUGCAAAGUUUAACUAGUAACAAUAGUGAAAUUUACCUUACAUGAAAUUAUAGCUAGUGUCGAAGAUGUCUAUGAUCUGCUUGAUAUAUACUAACUAUUGGAGCAAGGGUUUACUCUGCUUACUGACUAUCGAUUUUCCCGUACAUUUAUGGAGUAAACCAUAAUGUCCAUGAUUAAACCAUGAAUGAUUAUCCCUUCGUCCCAUCGCUUUAAUGAUGCUGUAUAAGAUGGCAAGACACUUGUUGUUAUAUAAUUUGUCUGUGUUUUUUAAACAUUGGGUUAAGUGUAUGUCUGUGUGUGCAUGAAUGUGUAUGUGUGUGUUUUGGAUUGAAUAUAUGUAUCUCAAAUUAUAUAUAUGUGGAGAAAGACAUGCCUAGAGUAGGUACCUGUGUGCUUGUGUCAGUUAAUAUGUGUAUCUUUGUGUAACUGUCUAUUUAAGAUUGUGUGAUGGUUUUGUAUUGGGCCCCAAGACGUCUAAUUCUAUUCCAAAUUGCCUAGUUUUUACAACAAUAUCUCUAGGCUCCAAAAGUCAAAGUAUAAUUUAUUUUGCUUGCUUACAUUAACAGCUAUGAGAAAGCACUCCACAGGUACACACUAUUUUGAAGAUGAUGACGAAUUAUGUCCCGAAUAUGAAGCAUGUUUUAAGGUCAUGGGAACCUGUGACUGUGUUAAAAAAAGGACUUGCUUUAUGAAUUUUAUGACUGAGGCUCGAUGUCGCAUGCAGGUGGAGUCCGAUCAGGGUAAAGUAACAUAAACAUGCUUUGUAUACUAAUUAAAGUGUAUUUAGUUUUGUACACGGUUUUUUCUUUCAAUCAAGUAAUAACUAUAAUAGAAAUUGAUUUUGUUCUCCUCUUAAAGUAUUAGUACCCUUCCUGUCUAAGAUAUUUUUUAGAUUAUCUUUUCAAUUAAUAGAAGAAUGCUCAUAAAUGACAGUAUUUAUGCUUGAAGCCAUGAAAACUCUGUGCACAUCAACCACUGCAUUGUUUAAAGCAUAUACAAUUUAUUAUGCAAUAUAUAUUUGUCUCUGUACUAGCAAACAUUGAUUCAUUAGAUAAUUGCAGCAUAUACAUGUAAAACUUCCUACCAGUCAAAAAAACUGUUCUGUAAUCUGUUUAUUUUUAUUAUUAUUAUUGUCCUAGCAACCUACUUUUCUACCCUACUCCAACCUUUUGUGUCCCAUUACCCCACUCCCUCUAGCAUGUAAGCUCAUUGAGCAGGGACCUCAAUCCCUCUGUUUCUGUGUGUUCAACUCAAUACUUGUCUGCUAGACCACCUUUUGUACAGUGCUACGGAACUUGCUGGCACUUUAUAAAUAAUAAUUAUUAUUAUUACUGAAUGUAGAAUACAUUAUUAGCAUUCACAUAUUGACAAUAUAAUUGCAUACAGGGCCAAAUUACAUGUCAGGUGCCUAAAGGCACAACAUUUGUAGGCACGCCUUGCUCCCCAACCCCAAAGUAAGGCAGAUAAAGCAAGUAUAAUUAAUUUAUUAACUGGGUUUAAAGCAGGGACAUAUAUACAUCAUCUUCCAUGUUUAUGUCUCUCAUGGAACCUUUGCUUGAUUUGGAUUUUCAUGAAAAAUGUAAUUACUUUCUCUAUAUAGAACUGGUUAUUUCUAGAAUGUUAAUUUUAUAAAUUGGUAUAUUUAUUUUUAUUCUUUAUUUUUGUAGUGCGUACAAAACAGACAUUAAUAGUGAGUCAUUUCUGAAGAACAUACAUGUCAAGAUAAUAGAUAGCCAUAUCAGUAAAUGUCAAGGGAACCACACUUUUUGUGAAAAUAGGUAGCAGGAGCAGAUAUCAAUAUAGGUUAAGCAAGGAAAGAGUGAAGCAAGCUGAAUUAGUGAACUGCAGCUGAUUAUAAGAUAUGGUAACCAUUGGGACAGAUUUAUCUAUGUAAGAUAAGUAUAACAGCAAGAACCUUCCAGCAUAGAGUCACAGCCAAGCAGCAUGCCUGGUCAUGAGCCUAUCAGCCUAUUCCCGGUGGUGGAAAGUCCAGGCACCUGUUCUCCUCAGCAACCACGCUGGUGCUUCUCCACCCAGGCCAGUCACCCAUUGAGCCAAAUAGGAUGACCACAGCAGGAUCUUACGUCAGUUGACAGCAGGACUUGUAUAGCUGGGAACAUGUGUGGUGGGCACCUGGAACAGGUAGGAUGUGUCGGGGGUGCGUAUACCUGUUGGUUCUGUUCUGGGCUGCAUUGUGUGCGAGGGUCAGAGCUAUGUCGACCAGUCAUCCGCUGCACAUGCUUCCUGCGCUGUCUCUGCCUUGGCCUCUUUACGGGGUGAUACCUAUUCCAGCAUAAUCAGCCAUUAGGAUGAACUAGUUGGGGCCGCAGCUCGGCAUACAGGAGAGGAGGGAUGUCCCCGGAUGCUCAGCAUUGCCCAAAAGGUCGAACAAAUGUGGUCGAAGUGCCAGAGAAGUCGACAGGUGCGGGUGUCUGUGGGAGAGUGUUUCAUGUUUUAGGUCACAGCAGUGUUGCUUUUCAUUCUUGGCCCUUGAGGCCCGCUUAAGUAAGAUGUAGAUCCGUCGUGGCAGCCAUCUUGGUCGCACCAUGCAGUUCUCAAGUCCGCAUUGAGGGAGUUCUGCCUCUGAAUUUGUAGUGGGUUAAGUGGCAGCAAGUGGUGGCUCAGAGACAUGCGCUCAGCAUCUAAAAUCGUCCGCUUCUCCACUACGCUGGUGCAGCAGACUCAGUAGGCCUCCAGGUCAGGCAAAUUAGCUGCUCAAUAAGAUGUCCCAGGCCAGUACCAAAAUGGCACACUUGGUGAUAAGCUUAGCCUUUCAGCAGUUUAGGGCCCUCUUGUAGCCAGAUUAUUAGCAUGAAAUGCUGGAAUUUAGCUUCGUGAGGCAGGAGCUACAGAGGGACACAUCCGGCCAUCUUGGGUAUCAGGCCCCGCCCUCAAAUUGGUAUUUUUGAUGUAAUGUUUAGACUGUAUUUUUGUCUGGGUGAACACCCUAAUGCAAUGGAAAGUGAAUACCUAUGACAUACACAUAAUCAUUCUCCUGUGAUGUCUUUGAGGGAGUUGCUAGAAUUAUAGCUGCAGCAAUUUUUGGCACAGAUAUUUUAGACAUUGUAUGCCUGAGCACAGUGAUACAAGCUCAGUUAAGCAGGGUCCUUAGCAACUUUGCUUCCUGUAAAUCCAACUCGUCUUGUUGUAACUACUUGUUUGUUAGUCAAUCUAUUGUACAGUGAUGCAGAAUUUGAUGGUGCUUUUUUAAAUAAUAAAAAUAAUAAUAAUAAUAUUCUUGGACCAUAAGCAAUGUUUAUUAAAGUUCUUUAAAUAAAGUUCUUUAAUGCAUGAAAAAAUACUCCUAGUUUUUAUCCAUUUCUAUUUUCUCAAUAGAUCAUGAGGAGGUACUAUACAGAAGAUACAAUAUACAGUGCUAUACAAGUGGAUGUAACAUCACUAAUGAUAAAUGUGUAUGUGGACCGGUACCUUGUGGACAAAACUAUGAAUUUAAUGAUCAAAUGCAAUGCAACACUGCAUUGGGUAAGUUUAUUUCAAAUGUAUUGAAAUUAUGUAGAUGGGAUUAAUAAUGUAGUUCCUAACCCCAGUAAUGGAAAGUCCCAGAGUAUACCCAGCCCCUUUGUUCUAUUAUCCUUAAGGUCUGCUAUGAACAUUCCCUGUAACAGAAAAAACACGCUCACUUUGAUGGUUUGCUGAACGUGACAAUACCACACUCUUCUUCUCAUCUCAGUAGCUCAGAGGCUCCUCAGCAGGAUGUAAAUUAGGUUCAGACAAGUAAGCUCUGACCAUUUCAGAAGUAACCUCUCAGGUAAACUCCCAACUUGACAUGAUACUAAAUGUCACCACCAUGUUUAAACACUUUGGGCUGUCACCAGUGUCCGGUCAAGUAGAAGGCAUGGUAGCCACUAAGAAGCACUCAACAAAUAUGUGGUGAAAAGCACCUGCUGAACUACAGCCUUAGCCUCUAGUAGCCUACAGGAAGGGUAAAGUGAUGAGAAUAUCUUCCUGCUGAAAGUGAAUCACAGGGAAUGUUCAUAUUGCGUAGCUGCUGUAUCAGCUGCUUAAAGGGCUCUCCUUAUAUCCUUAUAUUGAUCAGGGUUAUUGACAUGGAUUGAUAACUAAAUAUAUGCCAAUAUUCUAUCUCCUACUCAAAGAUGUCCAAGUGCUCCUAUCAGUAGCUGCUAACUAGAUAAAGUAUAAAGCUAAACCUAGUGUCACACUUUAAUCAAUGACCCAGGCUAUCUCACACUUCUACACAUGCAUAGCAAGAGAAAACAAAAAGGAUCACUGAUGGUCCAUCACCCUCAAUAACUGAAGUAAAAGUGUCUAGAAGAAUCUUGUUUGGUUGUUACACAGCAUUUCCUUUUUUAACUCUCUAUUGGCUAAACAAAAUUUAUUCUGCACUGCCACAUACCUAUUCCUGAAGCAAAACAGCCAAUGGCCAAGCCCUUUCAGUUGUUUCUGACUUCAUGGUAAACUAUUUGCCCACUGGCAACAUUAGCAACCAGUGGACAAAUAGUUAAAAACUGCCUUUGGUGGUCAUCAUGGCCUCCACAUUAGUAGAAGAGUUUUUUGUUUUGUUUUUAUUGGGGAGAAGGACUUCUUUUGAGGGUUGACAAUGGCAUGUCCACCCCACAGUAUUUUCAAUUAGAGCCCCCACCUGCUGCCCAUGGUUGUGGGUUGGGGGGACAUUAAAAUUCUCCCCUUCUAUGAAUGUUAGAACAGUCACUCACAGCCGUUUAAUGGGGCUGCACAAAAUAGUAACAUGUAAAAAAGUAAUCCUUCUUCACCUAUGGAGGGCCUUGUGCAGAAUAUGCUUUUAUAGUGUGGGAGCCUCCAGCUGGUUGGCCCUCUGAUUAGGUCCUCUAUUUAUUAAUAUUAUAGCCACCACCUGCCUGCCAUGGAUGAGUGCCAGGGGCAACUCCUUCUGAUGCACAGGCACUAAUUUGCUGUUGAGGGCAUGAGGGAGUUAUAAAACCUACCCUGUACUAAAGGUAAUCAUAUCUUUUUUGGAAGAAAAAUAGAAUGGAUAGAUAGAUAGAUAGAAUUAAAUAGAAUAGAUAAUAUUAGAAUAUAUACACUGAUCAGCCACAACAUUAAAACCACCGACCGGCAAAGUGAAUAACAUUGAUUAUAUUGUUGGAAUGGCACCUGUCAAAGGGUGGGAUAUGUUAGGCAGCAAGUGACUAGUUAGUUCUUGUAUUUCAUGUGUUGGAAGUAGGAAAAAUUGAAAAAAUGAAAAGAUCUGAGCGAAAUAGUGAUGGCUAGACGACUGGGUCAGAGCAUCACCAAAGCAGCAAGUCUUUGGGGGUUUUCCCAGUAUGUAGUUGUUAGUAUCUACCAAAAGUGGUGCAGUGAAGGACAACCGGUGAUGGGCGCCCAAAAUUCAUUAAUGCACGUGGGGAGUAAAGGUCCAUUAGGUCUGAUCACUCAGACCAGCUACUGUAGCUGUAUUGGUAUUGGUCCCAAAUACCACAGGACACAUUCAGAGGUCUUGUGGAGUCCAUGCCCUGAUGCAUCAGAGCUGUUUUGGCAAUACAAGGCAGUACAAGGUGGACCUAUAUGAUAUUAGGAAGGUGGUUUUAAUGUUGUGGCUGAUCAGUGUUGGCAGGGCACAAAAUUUCUAUGUCCAUUGGUGACUGAAAAUUGUGGAAAAAUUCACCCCCUUUAAAGCAUUGCUAGUAGUAUGGGACUUGACAUUUUAAGCCUUGAUAUAGAUAUAUGUAAUUAAAUCAUUAUCUAAUUAUCAUUAUAUCAAUGACAUUGACAGUAUUGUUAUGGGCAAAUGCAAAUAUUACAAGUUUUAGAAUGAAAUGUUGUAUUUCUUAAACUGUGUACUUUGUCUUUAAGAGAUAUUGCAAACUGACAAGGCGUUAGAAAUGGAACAUAUUGUUUUUCAUAACGGUUUCUUUAACCCCUUCGAGACCGAGGACGGUUCAGGACCGUCAUCUGCAUUUUUGCGUUGCCGACCGAUGACUGUCCUGAACCGUCCUAACGGUCCUAGUUACUUAGCUGAUCGCCGUCGUUCCCCCGGCGGCGAUCAGCGUGGCUCCGGUUGUGGGGAGACUGCCUGCAGCCCAGACAGUCUCCCCACACUGAAUUAGGACCCCUGUGGCCAUGUGAUCGCUUAACACAGCGAUCACAUGGUCACAAUAGAUGUCCUAGUGUCUGCCUGCAGGGGGACUGCCUGUGCUGACAGGCAGUCUCCCUGCUAGUGUAAAAUCAAAAAAUAAAAUAAAGUUAAUGUUAAUAAAAAAAUAAUAAUAAUUAUAUAUGUGUAUAUAUGAUAUAUAGACAUAUAUUAUAUCUUUAUAAUAUAUGUCUAUAUAUCAUAUAUAUAAUGUCAUACUAAGUGUAUUUUUAUAUUAAUAUGUACUUAUAUUAAUAUAAAAAUACACUUAUAAUUAAAUUACACACGUAUAUAUAUAAUAUAUAUAAUAACUAUAUAUAUUGUAUAUAUAUAUUAUUAUAAAAUAUAAAUAAUAAGUAAUUUAAAUUAAAUAAUUUUUUUUUUAAAUAAUAAUUUUUUUAAAAAGAAUUAUAUAUCCAUAUGAAAUUUUAUUCUAACUGUAUUUUAAAAUUAAUAUAUAUAUAUUUAUAUCAAAAUACACUUAGAAUGAAUUUGUAUAUAUAUCUAUGUAUAUAUAAAUAAAUAAAAAUAAUACGAAAUAUACAUAUGUCCAUAUACAAAAUUACAUAAAUAAUUAUAUAAAUAUACACGUAGACUUCAAAUAUAUAAAUAUGCAUAUAUAUUUAAAUUCUACGUGCGUAUUUAUGUAAUAUUUUUACAUAAUUCAGUAAUUUUAUUGAUUGCAAUUUGAGGGACCUGCCUGCCAACCCAGGCCGAAAUUCCAGAGAAUUUAAUUUGCUAGCACUGUAUUUUACCCUGUAACGUUCUACGACACCCUAAAACCUGUACAUGGGGGGUACUGUUUUACUCGGGAGACUUCGCUGAACACAAAUAUUAGUGAUUCAAAACAGUAAAACAUAUCACAGCGAUGAAAUUGUCAGUGAAAAUUACUUUUUUUGCAUUUUUCACACACAAACAGCACUUUUACUGAUGAUAUAAUUGUUGUGAUACGUUUUCCAGUUUUUAAACACUAAUAUUUGUGUUCAGCAAUGUCUCCCGAGUAAAACAGUACCCCCCAUGUACAGGUUUUAUAGCAUUUUUGAAAGUUACAAAGUCAAAUAUAUGGGUCAAAUAUUUUUACAUUGAAAAUGGCCAGGUUAGUUACAUUGCCUUUGAGAGCGUAUGGUAGCCCAGGAAUGAGAAUUACCCCCAUGAUGGCAUACCAUUUGCAAAAGAAGACAACCCAAGGUAUUGCAAAUGGGGUAUGUCCAGUCUUUUUUAGUAACCACUUGGUCACAAACACUGGCCAAAAUUAGCGUUCAAUUUAGUUUUUUUACUUUUUUCACACACAAACAAAUAUGAAUGCUUACUUUGGCCAGUGUUUUCGACUAAGUGGCUACUAAAAAAGACUGGACAUACCCCAUAUUGAAUACCCUGGGUUGUCUACUUUAAAAAAAAUAUGUACAUCUGGGGUGUUAUUUAGAGAUUUAUGACAUAUAAUAGUGUUACAAUGUCACUAUUGAUAAAUUUUAAAAAUGUAUGUUUUGAAACCACAAUAUCCUACUUGUACCUAUAGCCCUAUAACAUGCAAAAAAAAAGCAAAAAAGCAUGUAAACACUGGGUAUUUUUAAACUCAGGACACAAUUUUGAAUCUAUUUAGCAGUUUUUUUCAUUCGCUUUUGUAGAUGAGUAAAAGAUUUUUCAAGUAAAAGUAAAAAAACAUGUAUUUUUUUCAAUUUUUCAUCAUAUUUUUUUAUUUUUUUUAAAUUAAAAUACAUGAGUUUAUAUAAAUAAUGGUAUGUAAAGAAAGCCCCUCUUGUCCUGAAAAAAACAAUAUAUAAUUUGUAUGGGAACAGUAAAUGAGAAAGCGAAAAAUUACAGCCAAACACAAACACCACAAAAGUGUAAAAAUAUGCCUGGUCGCAAAUGUACAACAUCACAAAAAAGGUCCAGUCCUUAAGGGGUUAAGCAAUAACCUCAGUGCAUAAUAUGUUUGCGCCAUUUUGUCCCAGACGAAUUACAAUAACAAUAAUGCAUAAACAAGCUAUAAGGCUAUACUACGACUCUUUCAAUACACAAUAUACUGUUGUAACCCCAAGUUAAUGGAACUACCCCAAAUCCGGGAAUCUUCCACGACCGUGCACUUACGACUUAGUAUAAACAACAGAUAAGCUAUUCAGACUUUAAGAUGCCAUCUUGAACUAAGUCAAGAAAAUUUCCAUGACGUAUACACCCUUUAGUUAUGACCUUGUAUGUUUGCUAAGUUAAGGGAGGUCCUAAAAUGAAUAAAGUAAAAGAAGUGUUACUUUUUCAAAUAUGAACUACGGUAACCCUAAAAUGGAGACACCUAAGGUAUAAAUAGGUGUACUUUUAAAUGUUAAAACACAGAGGAGAGACUUGGAGACAGACGCUGCUCCAUCUUAAAAUGGCAGAGAGGCUGACAUGAUGACAUGUUCAGAAUUAACCUAUUAAUGAUAUUUGCAAGCAUUUAGUUUAAUCUUAUAAACUCUGCUAUAAUGGAUUUUAUAUUUAUAUUUUUAUGUAAUAAAUAUCCAAAAAGACAAAACUAUUGCUUCCAAGACAAUCCUUAUUUUAUAUUGUAUUCUCAAUUACUUAUAUAUGUUAAAUAGAGGAUCUCUUACUAACUAUAUAAAAUUAUGGUUAAGAUAUCUGUAUGGUUAGCCCUACUAAGUUCUAUGCUUUAAGACAUUAUAGUGGUAAAUAAGGGAACCACCUGCGGUUACAGUAUUUCUAAAUAAUAAUUUGGGUGGGGGCUAGAAUUACUUAUUGGACCGGAGGAAUUGGGUGUCACUGUCCAUCUACAGUUCGGCAAUUGAAUUAUGAUCCAUGAUAUCUAGAGUGAGUCUCUGACACAUCUAUACUAACCAGCACCAGCCAGCACUGGAUCCCCUUUUUCCAAAGGUACAUUGCCUAUAAUGGCCUAAAUAAUAUAUAUACUGUCAUUGUGUGCCAGUAUCUGAAUAUCAAUGUGCAUGGGUCAGUGGACGUGUGUCAGUUUGUGUGUCUGUAUAGGUCAGCAUCUGUCUAUCAGUGUAUAUGUGCGCAUAGGUUAGUGUCAGUGUGUGGGUCUGUGCUGGUGUAUCAGUGUGUGGGUUAGUGUCUGUGUGUCAAUGUGUGCAUGGUUGAGUCUGGUCAGUGUCUGCACUGUGGCUGUGUGUGCAUGGGUCAGUGUUUGUGUGUCUGUGUGUGUGCGUGGAUCUGUAUAUGUGCUGUAUAACGGUUGAGUGUCUGUGUCAGUGAGUGUGCAUGUGUGUUUAUGGGUCAGUGUCAGUGAGUGUGUAUAGGUCAGUGUAUGUGUCAGUGAGUGUGUGUAUGGGUUAGUGGCUGUAUUGGGAAUGUUUUUGUAUGGGUCAGUCAGUGUUUGUGCAGUAGAGUAAAUUACAGAAAUUCUAAUAAAGGACACAAUAAGAGAAAAAGUAUUAAGAGGAUGAUAAACUUGAUAUUUAAAAACUUGAUUCCAAGUGUAAAACGAAGAAUAAGGGAAAUGACAGGUCUACCAGCAGCAGCAGAAGUGGAACAACAUUCAAUCAAUGCAAACAAUUUGCACAGGAACACUUGUGACCAGGGCCAGAUUAAGAGCCCAGUGGGCCUGGUGCUGACAAUUAUGACGGGCCUAAUUACAGAAUCAUAUCAACCAAAACCAGUAAAACACUCCCAAGCGUCAUGUAUCUGAUAGAGAUGGUGCUGGAGAGAAAGAAAACAGCAGCUAUAAGAAAACACAUACCCUAGGCUAAUCUCUCACUAAUUUAUGUUUUCAUCUAUCAAGUAAAUCCAUAACCCCUAACAGCAUUGUCCAGUCAAGCAGGAAGUCAAUGGGCGGGGUAAAAGGGUGUGCCACUGACACAAAUCACGUAACCUGCCAAAAGGGGCGAACAUGCCCAAAAAGAGGACAUGUCUGCUCAAAGAAUUAGAAGGCCAGCCUGGUAUGAAUGCAUGUCAGGCUGCCUGCCAAUCAGGCAGCUGGCCAACUAAGGGCAUACUAUGCAGACAGCACCCUGAACUUGGCAUAAAUGCAUCUAAUGAUGCGCUCGCUCAACGCUUUCUAAGGACUGUCCCCUAGCACUCGCUGGUCCACUUGUCUCCUUACCUUCUUACUAGCAGGCAGAAGCUCCUGGUAUAUAGUCUGUGAAGGAGAAAAGCUGUAUGUAAUGAGUAUAGAAGAAAGGGAACAUGCCACAGUGUUAGAGAGACUGAAGUCAGCAUUACCUUAAAGGAUCACAAGAGGGUCAGGAUCACAAACAUGAAUUCAUGACCCUAUAGUAUUAACACCACCAUCUAGCCCCCCUGGGCCCCUCAUGCCUCCAUAAAUAUAGCAAAAUCUUACUAUAUUCAAGCCUGAAGCUGUAACUCUGCAUGCUGUUAGACUCAUAAAAACAAGCAGUCUGCUGACAUCAUUAGAAGUGGUGGCCUGAUCCAAUCACAGUGCUUCCCCAUAGAAUUGGCUGAGACUGACAAAGAGGCAGAUCAUGGUCAGAGCCAGCAUGAUUCAAACACAGCCCUGGCCAAUCAGCAUCUCCUUAUAGAGAUGAAUUGAAUUAAUGAAUCUCUAUGAGGAAAGUUCAGUGUCUGCAUGCAGAGGGUGGAGACACUGAAUAUUUGGAUGCAUUUUAGGCAGCCAUGACCCAGGAAGGAUCUCUAACAGUCAUCUAAGGAGUAGUCAGUGAAGUUACCACUAGGCUGUAAUGUAAAGACUGCAUUUUCUCUGAAAAGACAGCGUUUACAGCAAAAAGCCUGACGGUAAUGAUUCUACUCACAAGAACAAAUUCAAUAAGCUGUAGUUGUUCUGGUGACUAUAGUGUCCCUUUAACUAUAUUCAUUGUCAGCCAGUCCACACAAGUUUUGUUCCCAUACAUCCCUCUUAAGUUUCCAUACUUAAGUAAGAGUAUGUAAAAAGUAGUUAGGGUUGCCACCUUUCUUGGAAAAACAUACCGGCCUUACUAAUUUGCAUAAUUAAAUAUGUAUGGGUGACAUCACAUGAUGUAAAUCACAAGGAGUGACAUAAGAGAAAAUUCUGUAAAAUCACCAAAAAACUACUUAGUUUGAUUCUGCUGUAUAGAUGGAUUCCUCCCAGUGCCCCCAUGUCUCCCAGUGCCCCCAUGUGUCGAUUACUCCAAGUCUCAGUGUUCCUAUGUAUCAGUGUCUCAGUGCCCCAUGUCUCCCAGUGUCCCCUAGUGUCGUGUCCCCAGGUCUCCCAGUGAUCCUAUGUAUCACAGUGUCUCAAUGCCCCAUGUCUCCCUGUGUCCCCAUGUAUCCCAGGGUCCCCAUGUCACUAGGACACUAGAAGACGGGGAGACUGGGGACACGGGGAGACCUAGGGACACGGAGACACCAGUGACACUGGGAGACUAGGGGACUCUGGCUGGGACACAUGGGGACAAUGGGAAAAUAGGGGACACUUGAAGACAUGGGGACACAGACACCAGGGACACAGACACUAGAGACACUGGCUGGGGGACAUGGGGACAUUGAGACAUGGGGGCACUGGGAGACAUGGGGACACUGAGACACCAGGGCCACAGACACUAGGGACACUAGCUUGGAGACAUGGGGACAUUGUGACACUUGAGGCACUGAGAGACAUGGAGGCACUAGGAGACAUGGGGACAGUGAGACACUGGCAGACUGGGGGCACUAGGAGACUAGGGGUCACUGGGAGACUAGGGGUCACUGAGACACCAGGGACACUGGCUGGGAGACAUGGGGACACUGUGUCCGCAUGUGUCUGUGUCAUGUCUCCCAAUGUCCCUUAGUGUCUCAGUGUAUGUCUCCUUGCAGCCUUUCCCCCCAUCCCUUACUUCCCUGAGCUGUAGGCUGUCUCUGCAGGGUGGGAGUUGCUGUCUGGACUCUCUGUAGCUGCACCCCUGCAGAUCAGUGAGUAUAGAGAGGCAGGGAGGGAUAUGCUGGAACUUCCUAUCCCUGCCUGUCUCCACACACAGUGACCCCUACUGGCCAGUGCUGGUAUUGCAGAGUAAUCUCUUGUUUAUACUGAGAAAAAUACCAGCAUUUGUAUUGCCAGUAUCACUGCAAUAUUGGCACCAGCCAGGCAGCCUCAAAUACUGGCUGUGCCAAUAAAAUAAAAGCCAGGAAUCCCUAAGAGUAGUGUGUGAAAAAAAAAUGUAAAAAUUUUUUUUUUAUUUUUUUUUUUUUUUUAAAUCAAUGGGCCUAUUUCAUGGGCCUGGGCCUGGAGCUGCAGCUCCAUCAGCCCCUAUGUUAAUCCGGCCCUGCUUGUGACAAUGCGAACAUAUGGAUGGUAUAAUAGGGGCUUAUUGUUUCUUAUUGAUUAAUAAAAUAUUUUUUAAAAAUACAGAAUUAAAGUGUAACUAUCUUCAAACUUAACCCCUUAAGGACACAUGACGUGUGACAUGUCAUGAUUCCCUUUUAUUCCAGAAGUUUGGUCCUUAAGGGGUUAAAUAUUUUUCUAAAGCAUAUAAUUGUGGCAAAUAAAUAAUUAACUGAAAUUUGCAUGAGUAAAUAUUUCCUAAUCCCUAAUAUUUACCUUUCAUUAGCUAUAUAACUGGCCUCUGCAGCCCCUUUUUUGCCAGCACUUGCUUCCUUGUUAGUGUCUGACACUGUUCAAUCCAAUGCUGCUUGUUACCAAGUGGUUCCCUCACUGUCCUAUUAUACCAGAUGUAUAUUUUAACUCCCAUCAGCUUCAGCUAGAAUCUCUAGAGUUUUAGUUUAGCAGAGGCAUGCAAAUUCUCAAACUCAGCUUGAUGGUUUCACAGCCAGGUGUGGCUAGAGCUGCAUUACAAAAAGACUUGUAAAUAACAGAGAAUAGAGAACUGAGGAUGCAGAGGCAUGAUCUUUACACCCAACGGCUUCAUUAAGCUAAAGAUGGUGCUUAGAGUGUCUUUCGUACAUAUGUAUAAUUAUAUAAUAAUAUUAAUAAUAUUUUAGCAGCUGCUCUCUUUCUUUCUGCAUGGAUCUGGCAGAAAUCUUCCUCAAUGUGCCUUUAUCUGCACGAACCCGUCUGUGCUCUGAAUCAGCCACAAAUCUCUUACUAGUGCGAUGAUCACGCUUAAGUUUUCUUGAAAUAUCUAUUGUUUUCAUACCUCAUCCAAGGCAUUGAACUAUUUUACUCUUUUCGGCAGCAGAGUGAUCCUUUUUCUUCCCCAUAUUGCAUGAAAAUGGUGCUCUGCUUAAUAAUGUGGAACAGCCUCCUUUAGUAGUUUUUCCUUAAAUUGGGCUCACCUGGCAAUCUAAUUAUCACAGGUGUCCGGGAUUGUUUUCAGUGAUCAAAAGAGUCCUGAGACACAAUGUCAUCCAUGAGUUAAACUGAAAAACUAAAUAUUUAAUCUUUGUGACACUUAAAUAGAAUUUGCAUAAUAAUUUGGGACAGGGUGUACAUAUAUUCAAUUGUUUAUCUGUCUAUUGGGCUUUCUUUGUAAUCUUAUAGCAUUAAUCAUGCUGACAUCGUAGUAGAUAUAUAUGAUAACAUUAUUUAAUUUUUCACCCAUUGUUAAUUAAGGUACAGUAUUUUAUAGUUCCUUGUACGUACAUCACUCUGAACUUAUUGGAUGGUGAGAUGCCAUCAUGAAAAAAAUGUGUAUACAUGUAUUCUUUUAGUUUUCUAAUUUUUUCCGAUGCUUUUUUAAAGUCGUGCAGAAAUGUGUCAACGUUACCUGUCCGGAAGUAAAAAACCUGAAAUGCCCCAGUGACUCAAUGGCUACUAAGCCGCAUACACCUGCUGGAGAAUGUUGUCCUACAGUGCCAAGCUUUUGUACCUGUAAUUUUAAUUCAUGCAAAAAUGAUUGUCCAAGGGGAAAGAGGAAGAUAAUGAUCAAAGAAACAAAUGGAAUCCCAGGAAAAUGCUGUGAUAAGUUAUUGUGUUUAUUGUGAAGAUCUCUGUUUCGAUUGACAGUGUUCUUAGGAAAAAUCUUCCCUCCCCCCCCCCAAAAAAAAAAUUUUUUUUUAGAUAUUCAGGGGGUGAUUAUAGAUCAGAUUUAGGGGUGAUUAUUUCUGAUGACUUAAAGGUAGGCAGACAAUGUAAUAGAGCAGCAGGAAAUGCUAGCAGAAUGCUUGGUUGUAUAGGGAGAGGUAUUAGCAGUAGAAAGAGGGAAGUGCUCAUGCCAUUGUACAGAACACUGGUGAGACCUCACUUGGAGUAUUGUACAAAGUACUGGAGACCGUAUCUUCAGAAGGAUAUUGAUACUUUAGAGAGAAUUCAGAGAAGGGCUACUAAACUGGUUCAUGGAUUGCAGGAUAAAACUUACCAGGAAAGGUUAAAGGAUCUUAACAUGUAUAGCUUGGAGGAAAGACGAGACAGGGGAAAAUGUAAAAGUCUUUUACAGACUGAAACGUCGACUGGAACGUUGUGUGGAUUUGUAAUUGCUCAAUAAAGCAACAGAUGAAAUUUACCUUGAAAGACUCCUGAGUGCUCUCUACUGGUGUCGUAUACAAUUUGGUUGGAGAUAGCACCGGAGCAUUAAAGGACCGGGAGCAUUGAGUGCUGGGACCUGGGACAUAUAUAUUAUAUAUAUAAUACAUCUAUAUAUAUUUGAUAUUUAUCUAUACACGUAUAAUUACAAUAAUAAAUAAAUAAAAUAAUAAAAUAAAUAAAUAAAAUAUUUUUUAAAAUAAUAAAAUAAAUGAUAUAUACAUAUGAAUUUGAUUCUAAGUGUAUUUUGUUAUUAAUAUAUUUAUAUUGGUAACAAAAUACACUUAGAAAGAUAUUCUAUAUCUAUCUAUAUAUAAAAUACAAAUAACCGCAAAUAUAUAUAUAUAUACAGAUAAAUAUAUAUAAUUACAUAAAUAACUACAUAAGUGUACAUGUAGACUUUAAAUACAUAUAUAUAUGUUUAGAUAUUAAAAUUCUACGUGUAUAUUUAAGUAAUAUUUUGACAUAAUUAUGUGAUUUAAUUAUUUAAAAUUUGAUUGACAUGCCUGACAACCCAGGCAGAAAGUGCAGAGAAUUUGAAUUGCAAACACUAUAUUUAACCCUGUAACUUUCCAAGACACCAUAAAACCUGUACAUGGGGGGUACUGUUUUACUCGGGAGACUUCGCUGAACACAAAUAUUAGGGUUUCAAAAUGGUAACUUGUAUUACAACAAUGAUAUUUUUAGUAAAAGUGAAAUUUUUUGCAUUUUUCACACACGAACGGCACUUUUACUGACAAUAUUUUUGUUGUAAUAUGUUUUACCUCACAUAACAUAUAAAACAUCACUAGACAACAUUUACUAUUACUUAACUUUUCUCAAUUAACCCUGAGGAUGAGACUAGAAUAGUUGGGACCCCACCACAUUUUAAUGCCAUUUAACUACCAUUAUAUUAUGUACUGUUCGGGGGGGGGGGGCUAGAUUUAGAUACCUAGAUCUGUUCUAUUUUGCACAGACAUUCUUUCAGCCUCUUCCUAUACCAGAUAUUCCUUAACUAGAUCCCAACAUGGAACCUUAGAAGACUUCCAGUUUCUUGCCACUAUUCAUUUUGCAGCUAGCAAUAUGUGUAAAACUAGUACCGAGGAUUGCCCAAAGAUUUGAUCAAUAUUUAGAUGUAAUAAAAAUAUAUCAAACUUGAUGUUAGUCAACGUAUUUAUUUUAGUGGCCAGCAUGUUCCAAAAAAGAAUUAUCGACCCACACUUCCACCAAAUAUGUAUCAACCCUCCUUUAUGGAGGUCACAUCUCCAACAUCUAUCGGGAACAUUUUGAUACAUUUUUGCUAGUCUGCUUUGAGUUAGGUACCAUCUGUUCAUGAUCUUGUACUGUACUUCAGAUAUAUUUAAACAAUGUAUAUUCUUAUAAACGAUAGCUAGUGAUCUUUUCCCUUCUUCAUAACUUAUAUUAAUAUUUGUGUCUCUUUCCUAUUUGCUGAUAGUGGGACGGAUAAGAUUUUCUGGAUCUCUUUCAUAUAAAUCUAGGUAGCUUGAGACCAGUUUCUUUAUAGUAUUUCUAUUUUUUAAUACUCUUUCGAAUUUUACUUGUUUAUCUGAUUUAUCUUUAAGUAAGUGAUCAUUAAGAUAUCCUUUUACCCUUGUAUAUGUAAAAAUAUCUUUACUGUCAAUAUAAUAUUCCGUCUUUGAAGAGUUGAAGUCUUUGAUUUUACCAUCCUUUACUAUAUCCUUAAUUUCCAUAAUACUGAGGUUAAUCCAUUUCUGUACAUUUAGAUCCAACAUAUUGCUAUUUAAUUGACUUAUGGGAAGGCUCGUAAAUAUUUUAUCUUGCAUUUCUGAAUCCUUUCUGAGCUUGUUCCAUAUAGUUAAAAUAUUAUUAAGAAUUAAACUAUUAGAAUUGAAUCUGUACGUCGCUUUAUUUUUAUCCUUGUUUAUCCAAAAUAAAGUACUUAGGUCCUCUUUCCUUUAUUGUAUAAUAUUUGUUCCAUUUUAUACCAAAUUUGUUUCUUUGGAUUAUUUAAUUAAGUGAUAAUUGCCUGUACAAUAUUACAUGCUUUCCAUGCCUGUUGUAACUGUGGAAUACCCAAACCACCUUGUCUGAUCUUUAAGGCCAGUCGAUUUGAGCUAAUACGUGGGUGUUUCCCUGCCCAAAUAAUUUUUUAUUUUUUUUUAAAUUAAAAAAUCGACUUAACCAAGGUCAACCAACUUUCUGGACAGUGCAGAGGUCCCAUGUGGAAGAGAUAACCCACUUUGGGUAGAUAUAUGGCUUAAUUAUAUUGAUUCUCCCCCACCAUGAUACCUCCACCUUCUUCCAUUUAUUUAGUGUUUUACUCAUAUCUUUCAGCAAGGAUAGCAAAUUACGUUCCAUCAUUCUAGUUGGAUCGUUAGUAAUUUCUAUUCCCAUUAUUUGGAUCAGUUUUUAUGUGGACAAUUUUUAUUUGGAUCAUGGGUCUCUAAAUUACAGUGAUAUUAGUGCAACAAUAAUUUCAUCAUAUCUUCAUCGUAUUCCUUCUGCUUUUCUGACAUCAAUUCCCCCUUUUGCUUUGCCAUUCGAUAUAUGUAAGAGCUGCAACGAAUCAAAAUGUGUCAGAAAUUAUACUAAAAUUCAUUAUACAAAAUAACAGACAUUCAAUUUGCUUUGCCAUUCGAUAUAUGUAAGAGCUGCAACGAAUCAAAAUGUGUCAGAAAUUAUACUAAAAUUCAUUAUACAAAAUAACAGACAUUCAAUACUGUCUCCUUCUCUUGUUUAUAUAGAUUCCAUACUGAUUGUGGCAUGUACCAAGUUAUUGCUAGAUGUUUCUGGCAUUUGUAGUGAGAUGCAGGGGCAUAAUGCACCAAAACUGAUUCAUUAAACUAAAGUUGCUUGCUGUCUAUAGUAUCCCUUUAAGGUUGGAAUUUGGGUUUAAAGGGAAUUGGUGGUUACAAUAAGAUUUGUAUCUGUUUUGUUAGUUGUUGAAGUUACUUGAUAACAAUUACAAAAAAAUAAAAACCUACAGUGAUGGAAAGCAAAACUAUGCAGUCUAAAUGUGUGAAACUACGGGAGGGUAAUUGACAAUUCUGCAGCUUCUAAUAACGUUUUUACCAUUAGCCUAAUCAGUGGUUCCCAACCCAGUCCUCAAGUACCCCCUAACAGUCCAAGAUUUAGGGAUUGCCAAGUUGUGUCUGAGGUGUUUUUAGAAAAAAACAAAAAACAGGGUAAUCCUUAAAUCCUGGACCGGUAGGGUGGACUUAAGGACUGUGUUGGGAACCCCUGGCCUAGAUGACUUUUAUUAUGUCAAUUUAAGCAAGACCCAUGCUCUAUAACUAGGGUCAAAAAUAUCAAUUUUUAAUUCAUGGGGCUUUGAUCUGUUUAUAUAGGCAUACAUUUUAAUGAAAUAAGGGGCUUAUUUUACCACAUAUGUAUUAUUUGCAAAAAUUAAAGAAAAUACCACAUUAGAUAUGAUGAGGCCACAGCAUAAUGACAGGGAAAACAGCUAUAACUAGUCACGAUUUGAAAAUGAAUAAUAAUUUGGCAUUUGAGGCUGUCCUGUAAUCACAUUGCAAUAUAUGCACAAUAACACACCCACUCAGACACAGUAUACACACAAUGACACACACUGCAACAAACAAAAUGACAAUAAAUACACACACCCAGACACAGUAUUAUGUAAAGACACACUGUAUACACACAAUGACACACACUCCUAUGAACAAUAUACACAUCACACAAUGUUAAAUACCGUACAGUAUACACACACACAUUAUACACCCUGACUUACAUUGCUACAUACUCAUAAUACUAAACACACAGUCAGACACAGUCAAUACAAUCUUUUAAAGUAGUUUUUUUUAGUGAAUUAGGGGAAUUUCCCCUUCCAAAUGUUUUUUUUCCUUUUCCUGUUAUGUUAUGAAACAUCAUGAGGCAUCAUGUCCAGUGAUGCCACUUAUACGUUUUCCAAAAAAAGGUAAAGAGGCUACUUUUAUCAUAAUGCUGGACAAUUAUCUAAUAUAUAGUAGAUAAAGCAGAAAUUCCUACUUCCGCAUGAGAGCAACCAAAUAGGGGACAAAUUGAUAUGUCAGGUGUGGAAGGAAAAUUCUGCUUUAGCUAUAUCAGACGUUGAGGCCAGAUUGUGUAGGCAAGGAAGAUCCAGGCAAGUGUCAAACUAUUUGAAAAAAAAUGACCCCCAAGGGACUGUGUCAGAGAACUUCUGGCUCCAUAAAACUAAAGUUCACUGUAGUGAUUAUGAUGCCUACACUGACCCUUUAACAAGUUUGUAAAUAACACUUAGAAAAUGUACUCACCUAAUAGCAAUCAUUAGAAGUAUCAAGACAGACCCAAAAAUUGAUGCAACUAUUAUUGUUGUUGUUGUUGAUGAUGAUAUGGUGUUCCGGUGGUGAGCAGCAAGUUUUUUUUCUUCUUCACCUUCCAAAGGAGGAAGUGGUGGUCGAGUUAUAUACAGUUUUGGUCCUUGUCUUGGCACCACUACAAGGGAAACAACAAGAUUUCGAAUUAAGUAAAUCAUGCAGUAUAAUUACAGUUUAUUGUCAUUACAUAGUAAUAUUGUGAGAAUAGGCUAUUAGGUUGUAGCAUACACACAUUUCUUGGGGGGAGGGGGAGCAGGGUUCAGUGUUUUCAGAUGAAUUAAGUGAAUCAUACCAAAACAGGCCAAUGUCAGACCUUCUAGUUGCCUCAGCUCCUCCAAGAAAUCUCAAAAAGCCUAUUUUGUAAGGAAAAUAUAGCAAUAGUCCAUUUAAUUCUCCUCCCUACACCAUUUGUUUGGAUAGAAUGAGAUUGUAUACCUUGCACUCUAUCUUCCCACACAGUGUUCCUUUCUUCUUCUAGAUGGUAAGCUUGUUGGAGUAGGGUACCUGCCUCUUGUUUUUGGUUAAAGGAACACUAUAGAGUCAGGAACACAAACAUUCAUCCCUGACCCUAUAGUGUUAAAAUCACUAUCUAGUCCCCCUGCUACCCUUUAUUCCAGUCUGCUGAUGCCCGUGAUCUGCCUGAGGAAUAUUCAGUGUCUCCAUGCAGAGGAUGGAGACACUAAAUGUCAGUAUUGCACACUGUGCAGCACUGCCUCAGGAAGCACCUCUAGUGGCCGUCUGAGGAGUGGCCACUGGAGAUGUUUCUAGGUUGUAAUAUAAUCACUGCCUUAUCUCUGAAAUGACAGUGUUUACUGCAAAAAGCCUGCAGGGACAUGUUAUACUCACCAGAACAACUACAUUAACCUGUAGUUGUUCUGGUGACUAUAGUGUCCCUUUAAUGUUUUGGUAUAUAUUGAUUUGAUGUUUAUUGAUAAUACAUAACCAUUGUACAUCACAAUACAAUAUGCUAGCAUUCUAUUAAAAUGAUAAAUACUAAAUAAUAAAACAUACCUCUUACUACAUAAUUUAGAGUACUGAGUGGAAGAUGUUCUCCCUGUUCCGCAUUGCAGAUAUAAUUUCCUCUGUCCAUAAAACCAGCACUUUUUUUCAUCAAGUAGGGUGUAUUUGUGAGUAGCAACACCUUAUUUUCUUUUUCAUGGACCUUAAAAAAAAAAUUUUUUAUAAAUGUUAUGUGUUACCCACCUAUCCUCUCCUGACAAUGCUGUAUUUUAUUAAUUAAAAACAUUUCAUUCGCAAAGCAUAUUGAUGGUAGUUCAGGUGAUUUUUAAAUCACCAAUAUAUCACAACAGGAGCAACUAUGGAACUUUGCAAUCUGGGAAGGAAAGGGUUAAAAAAUAUAGUCAUAAAAAAUAAUAAUAAAUGUUAACCCUUUUAUGGCUGUGCAUCAAAAUAUUAACAUGGUUAUUCACUAAAGUCAGACUUCAAAGUGUUUUUUUGUUAAUUUCAAAUUCUAUAUAACCAAGCUUCAUUUGUUUCUUUUUAACAACUACAAUCUUUCUCCUUUAUUGCACCAAUAUAUGCUAAAUACCAUUUUUAAGGGAUAAAAAGGAUUUAAUAUGAUCUGACAUAUACAGGGGCGUACCUAGAGCAUUUGGCAUCCGGGGUAAAAAACAACCAAUUUUUUUGUGUAUAAAUAUAUUUAGCACUGAGCACUGUUUGUGUGUUUGAAUGUAUGCAUGUUUUUGUAUGGAGCAUGUGUGAGUGAAUGUAGGGGUGUGUUUGUAUGUAGUGUUGGCGUUUGAAUGCAAGCAUGCAUUUGUGUGUUGUGUGGUAUUUGAAUGCAGUGGUAUGGUUAUAUAUAAUGGUGGGGUUUGUAUGUAGUGUUGAUGUUGAAAUGCAGGGGUGUAUUUAUUUUUCAACAUUAUUCAAUUAAGGGUUCCUAAACCCUGGAUGGAUAUGCUUCAACAUUCACUUUCAAAUUUUAUUUGGAAUGAGAAAACACCAAGAAUAAAAUCUCAAAUCUUAACAAAAAAAAUUAAUCAAGGAGGAAUGGCCUUCCCACUCAUUAAAUAUGUAUAUAGCGCUAAUAUUAUUUCCCAUAUCCAUAAAUUUCAGAUUUCAGAUUCAAGAAACCAACCUUAGUAUCAGACAGAAUCAAUUAGAACAAAAGUAAAAGAUCUAGCCCUUCUGAUUUGGGAUGACAAUACUAACUACAAGACUUAUUUAAUCCAAUCUAAUUAAAUUAUUGUAUCACAGCUUAUUGAAGAAUGGCAACGAAUCAAAAAAUUUCUUAACAUAUCCAAACAAAUUGUUGAAGGAGCGAAUAUUCGGGUCCUAGAAAGAGUCAUCCCCGAUCUAAAUGUCGCUACAUGGAGAGCUCAUAAAGAAAAAUAUAGUAAAGAUCUCCUCCAAAAUACUAGGUUGCUAUCAUUCGAUAACCUUAAGUUAAAAAUUGAUAUUUUGGAUAGAUCAUUUUUUUCUUACAUAAGAGUGAAAGGAUUUCUAAAUGAGUCUUUAUUGAGAAAGGAAGGGGAUAAUAAUAAUUUGUUAUACAGAAUUGUUGACAAAAAUGAAACUAAAUCAAUAUGUUCCAUUGCAAUGGACCUAAUAAGACAAAUGUAUUUAAACAUUUAGCCUUCAGCUAAAAAGCAAUGGGAGAAAGAUCUUAAUGUCAAAUUAUCUGACAAGAUAUGGUGUUCCCCUAUAAAAUUACUUAGAAAACAUAUACAUUGUCUAAAUUUAAACAAAACUUUUUUUAAAGUUUUGCACAGAUGGUACCUAGUUCCAACAAGGAUGACCAAAUAUCUCUGUCUAAUUCCCCCCUGUGUUGGAGAUGUUUAACUCAGGAGGGAAAUAUGUUGCAUAUCUGGUGGGGUUGUUCAAGGAUAUGUCCUUUAUGGGAAUCAAUUUAUAUUUUUUUGUCACAUUUAAAUAUUAAUGUUAAAAAAUGACCAGAAGCAGGUCUACUCCAUAUUAAUUGGGGCAAACUUCAAAGGGAUCAAUUAAUAUUGACUAUUCACAAAAAAUUGGAAACAAAUAACAACGCCAGAUAUGAAACAGUUUCUAGCUCAACUGUUAUUUCAGCUUGAGAUGGAGAGAGGAGUUGCAUAUUCAAAUAACAACUGUAAAUACAUUUAUCAUUUGGAUAAAUGGCUAAAAAAGAUUAAGAUAUAGCCUAAUAAACAUGUAUUCUCCUUGGAUUAUCAGAUAACACAAGUUUCUCUCAAACUCUUUUCCUUUUUCUAUAUACAAAGAUACCCACUAAUAACUGAUGAAUGUUUGUUAUGUAUGUUAAGUAAGUUUGGUAAGUAGUGAUGUCCCGAACGGUUCGCCGAACGGUUCGCCACAAACGGUUCGCCGCGGACUCAUCAUUGAGUAAACUUUGACCCUGUACCUCACAGUCAGCAAACACAUUCCAGCCAAUCAGCAGCAGACCCUCCCUCCCAGACCCUCCCACCUCCUGGACAGUAUCCAUUUUGAAGCUGCAUUCUUAGUGAGCUGUCCAGGAGGUGGGAGGGUCUGGGAGGGAGGGUCUGCUGCUGAUUGGCUGAAAUGUGUCUGCUGACUGUAAGGUAGAGGGUCAAAGUUUAGUCAAUGAUGAGUCCGUGGCGAACCGUUCAGCGAACCGUUCGGCGAACCGUUCGGCGAACCGUUCGGGAUAUCACUAUUGGUAAGUCAUGUUAUGUGUCAAUUAAAUGCUCUUUCAUAUCAAUGUUAACUAAAGUAAUUUCAUGUAUAUAUGGAUGUAAAAUUAUUUCAAUAAAGAGAAAUUAAAUAUAAUAUGAUGUGACAUAUAUAGGGGCGUACCUAGAGCAUUUGGCACCCGGGGUAAAAAACAACCCAAAUUUUUUUAAUGUAUUUAGCACUGAGCACUGUUUGUGUGUUUGAAUGUAUGCAUGUUUUUGUAUGGAGUAUGUGUGAGUGAAUGUAUGGGUGUGUUUGUAUGUAGUGUUGGCGUUUGAAUGCAAGCAUGCAUUUGUGUGUUGUGUGGUAUUUGAAUGCAGUGGUAUGGUUAUAUAUAAUGGUGGGGUUUGUAUGUAGUGUUGACAUUGAAAUGCAGGGGUGUAUUUAUCUGUAGUGUUGUAGUGUUAUCUGUAGUGUUGUAGUGUUUGCGAGAUUUUGAGAUGUCUGCACAUAUACACAUACACGGACAUACACUCAUGCAGAUACCUAUACACACAUGCAGAUACACAGUCACACACAGAUACACAUUGACACACAUGCAGACAUCGCGGCGAUGAACAAUAUAUAUGAGGGAGGGUACAAAAGAUACCACAGUAAAAAUUUUCACUAGGGGAUGGGGUAAUAUGCUGCCAUUGGCUGUCUGAUGCCAGCAUGCUGUGUUCUGCAUACUAGCAUCUGAUACACAUUUGCAUAUAAUUAACAUUAGCCACCCAGAUUUCUUGUUGUGGGCUGGCUGACACCUCUUAAUUUUAAUCUUUGUUUAGCAGAUAACCCUUCUAUUUGCUAUCCUUAUGUGGGAUUGCCGUAUUUACCAAAUAAGGUGCUCUCUGCUAAACAGCACCAUCGUGUGGUAUCUUUAAAUACUGUAUGGAAAUCUCACAUAUGGGCACCAAUUCAGGGAAUUAUCUACUAAACAGUUAAAGGAUCUAGAUUUAAAAAGCCCUUUUCUUAGUCUCAGUUGUUUGGCAGAUACAUCCCUUAUUUGUUAUCCUUAUGUGGGAUUGCAAUAUUUAAGGACACCAAAUAAGGGAGAUAUCUACUAAACACAUACACAGAGAUACACUCAAAAGCACAGAUAUACACAAACACAAUCACUGACCCACACACAUGCAAUCAUAGACACACACAGACAUUACAUACAUACACACAUUUAAUAAUUAAGAGGUCCACCCAGCCUCCCUACUUUGCUCAAGAAGGGCUCGAGUGGAUCCUUAGUCCCUGGUGGUCAGUGGUUGCUGCUGUGAUCUCUGUGCUCUUCCUGCACAGGUCCAUCGCAUGCCCUGUAAUGAUGACGGGGUCGCGAUGACAUCAUAUCCCGGCUGCCGGCUCACACGGUCACACACACACACACAAUCACAGUCAGACAGUCACACACACACACAGUCACAGACAGUCACUCACACACACACACGCACAAUCACAGGCAGACAGUCACACACACACCCACACAGUCACACACACACACACACAGUCACUGUGACGAGAGCAAUCUCGCCACAUUGCAUUGGAGAAGCCUGGUUGCUUGUCUGUUGCCUUUGGAUUAUGGCCCCAUUUUAAAAGGCUUGAUUUUCCCCUGCAAAGACAAGAAAGCCGGGUCAUUUGUUGCUUGCCCUGUUUGAGCAGUGAUACCCCAGAUAGCUAUGCCAUGGAGCCCAUUCGUAUAAUGAAAGACUAUGGGAAAGACUUUGGCUCCAUGGCAAUUGAACUGUAUGUGUGUGCUCUGAGCGCCAUUCAGUAAUAAUGUGCGCUUAGACCUAAGCUAUCUGGGAUAUGUUGCAUGUCUGUAUUUUAUGUCAUAAAUGUAACCUUGUGUAUUUUAUUGUAUUUUACUGUCUUUUGCUGCCAUGUGUUCAAUGGAGUUUUGCCUCUGUCUUUGGAGAUAAUUGGAUUACUUCACAAUUAUCUCCAGGAUAGAAGACUCUGUGGAACUGGUUUUGGGCAGAAAAAGCCAUGCUUCCUGUGGUCACAAAGGACUACGAUCUAUCUUUUGAACCACUGGACCAAUUUGUAUGAUUUUGACGUAUGUUUGUAUUUGGAGUAUGCUGAUUUAUGUGAAUGUGAUGCAUACUUUUCAAGUUAUGAAUAAUGUGGGAAAAUUGUAUUUCUCUGCUUGUGCUAAAUUACAUUACCCAUUGUGUAAGGUAAUUGAAUCACAAGCAGAGGGGAGGAAUUUGUGUGGGAGUGUCUGAGUGUAUUGUAUGUGUUUAUUGGUUGUGUUCCAAAACCCUGUGGAUGGUACUAAUGUGUAAGAAUGUGUACAUAAGCACAAUAAACCCACAGCUCUGUCCGUUCACUGCUUGACCCUCAACACAGAGCUUUGUCUUGUUCUUGGGGGGAUUUAUUGUAUGCUGUUCCAGUUUGACUGCUAGGAGUGUAAGCCUAUUCGUAUGGUUUUUCCUAUUCGGCUGUUUACGGCAUUCAUAUGGUUUCCUGUUCGGCGGAUUGGUGUCUAUAGUAGCUGUACCUGUGCAUUUGAAAGGGGAAUAUCGCCUAAAUGGUUUUUAACCUCUUGUGGGCAAAACGCACACAGCACAAACUCUCUCACUUACAGUAAGCUUGGGCUGGAGGAGGAGUGGAUUCAGUCCCUGGUGUGUUGGAGUUGGGGAAGCAGGGACUCCUUCCUGCUUCCCCUCGGUGUGAGCAGUAAGCGGCUUGGCUACACCCCCACGGCAGAUCUGGCUCUGCCCCCAAAUCUCCGUGCAGGUUUCCUGCUCCCAGCCCCUGCGUGUGUGAGCUGUGUCGACUGCCCUACUGCUAUGGCACCAGGUGAAGCCACACAGCUCACUGAACCCCAAGCCUGGCCAGCCCUGGUGGCACCCCCCUACCUGAUGGCACCCGAGGCGGACCGCCCCUCCCCCCCCCCCACCCCUCCCUUAGUACACCACUGGACAUAUAUAUAUACAUACAUACACACACAAGCCCAAACUUUGGUACUCACCCUUCACCAAUAAUCUAAAAAUCUAAAAAAAAAAAUGGUAAAGUAACCACCUGGGUGCUUCCCAAUGCCAAUAUGCAGAAAAGACUAAACAGGAGCACUCUCUGGGAUUUUUCAAAUAAGUGUAUUUAAACAAUGAAUGUUUCGACCCUCCUCAAGAUACCAUAGUGCAGAAAAUACAUUAUAUUUAUAGAAUAAUACCAAAAUGCAAACUUAUCCAAGGUGUGUGUGAGUGACGCCCAGUCCAUCCCCGCUCUGUGACCGACCAGUGUGACAUGCCCAUGUGUGACAUGAUAACAAGUGCUCACAAGUUGAUGGAAUGCGCAUGCAUGCGUCAUGACGAGAAAGCAACGGUGUCCGUAGGGAACCAAGUUCCCGAAACUCCGGUAACCCUAGUGAUUGUGCAAAUAGUGGUGACUCAAAUCAGCAUAGAGAAAAAUUGUUCAAAUACACCUAGAAAAGCACUGAAAGCACUAAAUAUGGUAUGCUGCCAGAGAGGAGAGACCACAGAUUAGGAUAUGUACAUUGUGACAAAGCAUCCCUUAUAUUGUAGACUUUGUUGCCACUAUGGCACUUAAAAUACAAACUGUAUCUGGAUACCCUGUUCAGGAGUGGGCUUGCCUGGUCUCCCCACGAGUUCUAUUCAUGAUUCCCCUGGUUCAGUGCCUUUCCCUCCCAAAAUCAUUCAACCACUCGCUCCCUGGCCAUUGUUCGUGCAUGAGACAUUGCGAGCAAGUAUUCUGCUAUGGAGCUCAAAUCGGCUAUAAGUUGUCGUGCCUCCCGGUCAUUUUUACCUACAGUUAUAACCCCUUUACCAAUGUGCCAGGAGAGCGUUUUUUUGAGGGAAGAUACCUAACAGGGAGGGAAACAAUUGCUCCCUGAGAGCCAGGAGGAAUACCAUUUACUGCGUACACAGGAGUCCCCAACAGUUGACCUGCCAAAGCACCAAACACUCCUUUUGGGCAUUAACCACGUGUGCGGCCAGUCAAAUCUUUACCCAAGUGGCGUUUGGUCAGUUCUCCAUGGAAUCCGGUUGCUAUUUGGACAGAUUGGGAGCUCAGAGACUAGCUAUCUGGGGAUUUAUGACUUGUGGGGGUUCAGUAUUGUAGUUUGUUUUUCUUUAUGUUGAACCCUCUUUGUCCGGGAAAUAAUUAGUUUACCGAUUAUCAACUCAAUUAUUUCCCAGACUCAGAGACGCCUGGGCGGGUUUAUGUGUCCAUGAAUAGAGACCCCAUGUUGGGGAUCUGUGUAUAAAUUCUGUGUGUUUGGCCUGAAAAUAAAACAGAUCUACUCCUAACAUUAAGUCUCGACUAAUGUGUGAGGGAAAGCUCUACCAGCUAUAUUCAUUACUGCGUCUGGAAAGGGAAUCCUUGGUGGCGAUACUACAGUGGUCCACAUACAUACAUUAUCUGAAGAGACUAUUCUUUUUAUUUCUAUUUACAUUUUUUUAUAUAUACGAGUGCAUUUUUUAUUUAUAUUUGUUUUAUUUAUACUUAUUUAUUUAUUUUUAUUUUAGUCACCACUAUUUGCACUAUCACUAGGGUUACCGGAACUUGCAUUCACGUCAUUCACGUCAUGACACACGCAUGCGCAUGAUGUCUGCUAGUACGCACUCGUAAUCACGUCACACACCGACACAUCACACUGGUCAGUCACUUCAGUCAUGAAGUGGGCAUAGACCGAGAGUCACUCACACACAACUUAGGUAAGUUUGAAUUGUAUUAUUAUUCUAGAAAUAUAAUGUAUUUUCUGCAAUAUGGUAUCUUGAUAAAGACACAGGAGGAUCGAAAUGUUAAUCGUUUAAAAACACUUACCGUAUUUGAAAAAUUAUUCACACAAAAAUGCAACAAAGAUUAAAAAGCAAACAGUUUUGGCAAUAAUAAUGUGUGCAUAAUUAAUGCAUCUUAAGAAAAGUAAUUCUAAAUAAAUUAAUUUAUUUGUUCUGAUUUACAGAGUUCAUAAUAUGUCUAUAUUUUAUAUAUAGUUAUAUUUAUAUAUAGUUAUAUUGGUAGUUAUGGGCAAGGCCAGUGCUAUCGCUAGGAAAACUAGUCAGUCGCCGAGGUCAGGGGUCACUGAGGUCAAGCGCGACCAGGCCCAAUGUGUACGGCUUGUCAGGGGGGCCCAUGAAUUCAUCAUCUUUGGACCACCAGGAAGUGUCCAGUUGUUUGCAAAAGCAGCAUUGACACUAGCUUACCUGAACAACAGGUGCCGUCUCUGCCGAAAUACAGUGUGUCUGGGGGACGGCUGAGCAUAAGAGGUGAGGGAGGGUUGAUAGUCCUGAUCUUCUUCACUGCUCCCUCGCGCGCACUCUGUUGUGAUGCCAGGAACCAGUAUAUGAUGUCACUCCAGCCCUGUCUAUAUUUUAUAUAUAGUUAUAUUUCAGUUUAUUUUUGGUAGUUACAGGCAAGGCCAGUGCUAUCGCUAGGAAAACUAGUCAGUCGCUUAGGGCGCAGUCAGUGACAGAACUACAGGGGUUGCUGAGGUCGCAAGUUUGACUGGGCACAAUUUGUUCGAUUUGUCAGGGGGCCCAUGAAUUCAUCAUCUUAGGACCCACAGGAAGUGGCUAGCUGUUUGCAAAAGCAGCAUAGACACCAGUUUACCUAAACGACAGGUGCGACUCUGCCGAAAUACAGUGUGUCCGGGGGACGGCUGAACAUGAGAGGUGAGGGAGGGUUGAUAGUCCUGCUCUUCUUCAGUGCCCUUCGCGCGCCCUCUUUAGCGAUGCCGGGAGUCAUAAUAUUGGCGGGCACGCACGCCAAACCCAUGCACGGUCGGAACACUCCACGCGGUACCGGCACGGAACUCAGGUGUGGGCAAAUGUAGUACUCUCCCGAUUAGAGAGGGGGCCCACGAUCCCUUGCUAAGCAUGGCUAUGGGGAGACACUCACCCAUCAAUAAGCUUAGACCGCUCAAUGUAUAUUUAUACACUACUAGUCAGACCACACUUUUCAUUAAUGUUUAUUGCUAGAAUUACACUGUUUACACCACUUUAACAAAAACAAAAAUGUGCACUGUUAUCCAUGCCUAACUAUUACUGAUCUAUGUUGAUCCAUUCGCCAACAACAGCUGUUGGGGCAUUGCCAGCAUGUAUGUAACGUUUAUUCUAUGCACCAAAAAUAAAGAAUUUAAAUAUAUUACCAGGAAAAAAAAUGUGUGUGUCAGUGAGUUUGUCAUUAGUAAUGUGUGUGUCUGUCAAAUGAGUGAGUGAGUAUGGGUGUCUGUCAGUUUGUAUCAAAUUAAUUAGAUGUAUGUCAGUGUGUGUCUGUCAGUGAUUGUGUCAGUUAGUAUGUGUGUCUGUCAGCGUGUGUAUGUAUAUCUAAGUUUGUGCAUCUGUCAGUGAGUGUUUGUCUGUCAGUGAAAAUGUGUUGUUUAAACAGUGUGUUUGCCAAUGACUUUGUGUCUAAUAUACAUUCAAAGAAAGUGUAUGUGUAUUAGUGACAGGGCCAGAUUAAGAGCCCAGUGGGCCUGGUGCUGACAAUUAUGACGGGCCUAAUUACAGAAUCAUAUCAACCAAAACCAGUAAAACACUCCCAAGCGUCAUGUAUCUGAUAGAGAUGGUGCUGGAGAGAAAGAAAACAGCAGCUAUAAGAAAACACAUACCCUAGGCUAAUCUCUCACUAAUUUAUGUUUUCAUCUAUCAAGUAAAUCCAUAAUCCCUAACAGCAUUGUCCAGUCAAGCAGGAAGUCAAUGGGCGGGGUAAAAGGGUGUGCCACUGACACAAAUCACGUAACCUGCCAAAAGGGGCGAACAUGCCCAAAAAGAGGACAUGUCUGCUCAAAGAAUUAGAAGGCCAGCCUGGUAUGAAUGCAUUUCAGGCUGCCUGCCAAUCAGGGAGCUGGCAAACUAAGGGCAUACUAUGCAGACAGCACCCUGAACUUGGCAUAAAUGCAUCUAAUGAUGCGCUCGCUCAACGCUUUCUAAGGACUGUCCCCUAGCACUCGCUGGUCCACUUGUCUCCUUACCUUCUUACUAGCAGGCAGAAGCUCCUGGUAUAUAGUCUGAAGGAGAAAAGCUGUAUGUAAUGAGUGUAGAAGAAAGGGAACAUGCCACAGUGUUAGAGAGACCGAAGUCAGCAUUACCUUAAAGGAUCACAAGAGGGUCAGGAUCACAAACAUGAAUUCAUGACCCUAUAGUAUUAACACCACCAUCUAGCCCCCCUGGGCCCCUCAUGCCUCCAUAAAUAUAGCAAAAUCUUACUAUAUUCAAGCCUGAAGCUGUAACUCUGCAUGCUGUUAGACUCAUAAAAACAAGCAGUCUGCUGACAUCAUUAGAAGUGGUGGCCUGAUCCAAUCACAGUGCUUCCCCAUAGAAUUGGCUGAGACUGACAAAGAGGCAGAUCAUGGUCAGAGCCAGCAUGAUUCAAACACAGCCCUGGCCAAUCAGCAUCUCCUUAUAGAGAUGAAUUGAAUUAAUGAAUCUCUAUGAGGAAAGUUCAGUGUCUGCAUGCAGAGGGUGGAGACACUGAAUAUUUGGAUGCAUUUUAGGCAGCCAUGACCCAGGAAGGAUCUCUAACAGUCAUCUAAGGAGUAGUCAGUGAAGUUACUACUAGGCUGUAAUGUAAAGACUGCAUUUUCUCUGAAAAGACAGCGUUUACAGCAAAAAGCCUGACGGUAAUGAUUCUACUCACAAGAACAAAUUCAAUAAGCUGUAGUUGUUCUGGUGACUAUAGUGUCCCUUUAACUAUAUUCAUUGUCAGCCAGUCCACACAAGUUUUGUUCCCAUACAUCCCUCUUAAGUUUCCAUACUUAAGUAAGAGUAUGUGAAAAGUAGUUAGGGUUGCCACCUUUCUUGGAAAACAUACCGGCCUUACUAAUUUGCAUAAUUAAAUAUGUAUGGGUGACAUCACAUGAUGUAAAUCACAAGGAGUGACAUAAGAGAAAAUUCUGUAAAAUCACCAAAAAACUACUUAGUUUGAUUCUGCUGUAUAGAUGGAUUCCUCCCAGUGGCCCCAUGUCUCCCAGUGCCCCAUGUGUCGAUUACUCCAAGUCUCAGUGUUCCUAUGUAUCAGUGUCUCAGUGCCCCAUGUCUCCCAGUGUCCCCUAGUGUCGUGUCCCCAGGUCUCCCAGUGAUCCUAUGUAUCACAGUGUCUCAAUGCCCCAUGUCUCCCUGUGUCCCCAUGUAUCCCAGGGUCCCCAUGUCACUAGGACACUAGAAAGACGGGGAGACCUAGGGACACGGAGACACCAGUGACACUGGGAGACUAGGGGACUCUGGCUGGGACACAUGGGGACAAUGGGAAAAUAGGGGACACUUGAAGACAUGGGGACACAGACACCAGGGACACAGACACUAGAGACACUGGCUGGGGGACAUUGAGACAUGGGGGCACUGGGAGACAUGGGGACACUGAGACACCAGGGCCACAGACAGUGGUGUAUCCUGGUUUUGUGCUGCCCUAGGCAGGACAAAACUCAGGCACCCCCCUCCCCCCGCGCCACCCCCACCCAACCCUUCCCCCUGCCCCACCUUCUAAAUACACAUACACACACACACACACUGUCAGACACAUACACACACACAGUCAGACACAUACACACACACACUCACACACACACAGUCAGACACAAACACACACACAGUCAGACACAAACACACACAUAGACAGACACAAACACACACACAGACACAAACACACACACAGUCAUACACACACACAUACACAGACACAGUCAGGCACAAACACACACACAUACACACACAAAGUCAGGCACAAACACACACAAACACACACACAGUCAGACACAUACACACACAUACACAGUCAGACACACACACACAUACACAGUCAGACACACACACACUCAGUCAGACACACACACACUCACACAGACGCACAGACAGAAACACACACACAGUCAGACACAAACACACACAGUCAGACACAUACACAGACACACACACACACAUACACAAACACAGUCAGUCACACACAGUCAGACACACACACAGAUUAACUUUUUUUUAUUAUUUAAAUCCCCCCCCAACCUCCUUACCUUUGGGAGUGCUGGGGGGGGGGAGGUCUCUCUCUCCCUGGUGGUCCAGUGGCUGCCGGUCGGGCGGGCGGCGCUGGCAGGCGGGCGGCUGGCGAGGGAGCACUUCCUGUGAGCUGUCUGCUCAGCUCCCUCGUGCGCCGGCUGCAGAGUGAGGCUGGGAGCCGGAAGAUGACGUCAUCUUCCGGCUCCCAGCCUCACUGUGCGGCGCCCGAGGGAGCUGAGCAGACAGCUCACAGGAAGUGCUCCCUCGCCAGCCGCCCACCCGACCGCCUGGGAUGUCAGUUAGCCGCAAGGCUAACUAGGCAUUUGCCCUGGGCAUUUGGGGGGGCGGCGUUUUUUGCCGCCCCCUGAAAAAUGCCGCCCAAGGCAAAUGCUUUGUUUGCCUCGCGGCUAAUACGUCCCUGGCCACAGACACUAGGGACACUAGCUUGGAGACAUGGGGACAUUGUGACACUUGAGGCACUGAGAGACAUGGAGGCACUAGGAGACAUGGGGACAGUGAGCCACUGGCAGACUGGGGGCACUGGGAGACUAGGGGUCACUGGGAGACUAGGGGUCACUGAGACACCAGGGACACUGGCUGGGAGACAUGGGGACACUGUGUCCGCAUGUGUCUGUGUCAUGUCUCCCAAUGUCCCUUAGUGUCUCAGUGUAUGUCUCCUUGCAGCCUUUCCCCCCAUCCCUUACUUCCCUGAGCUGUAGGCUGUCUCUGCAUGGUGGGAGUUGCUGUCUGGACUCUCUGUAGCUGCACCCCUGCAGAUCAGUGAGUAUAGAGAGGCAGGGAGGGAUAUGCUGGAACUUCCUAUCCCUGCCUGUCUCCACACACACAGUGACCCCUACUGGCCAGUGCUGGUAUUGCAGAGUAAUCUCUUGUUUAUACUGAGAAAAAUACCAGCAUUUGUAUUGCCAGUAUCACUGCAAUAUUGGCACCAGCCAGGCAGCCUCAAAUACUGGCUGUGCCAAUAAAAUAAAAGCCAGGAAUCCCUAAGAGUAGUGUGUGAAAAAAAAAAAUGUAAAAAAAUUUCUUUUAUUUUUUUAUUUUUUUUAAAUCAAUGGGCCUAUUUCAUGGGCCUGGGCCUGGAGCUGCAGCUCCAUCAGCCCCUAUGUUAAUCCGGCCCUGAUUAGUGAGAGCAAGUGUCUGAAAGUAUGUGUGCUAAUAACUGCGUGACUGUCAGGGACUGUACAUCAGUGUAUGUGUACCACUGAGAGCGUAAGGGGGACCCUUCUUUGAUUCUUGCACUGGGGCCCUGCAAUUUCUAGUUAUGCCCAAAGGUUCAGCAUUCCCAUCAGGGUGUCUUCCCCAUUAACCACACCAAACUGCUCCCAGGAUGCACUGUUGUAAUCAGAGCAGGCAGAAUUAAGAUUGGCUUAAGUUCACAGGAGACGUGACGACCUGAAGCUGAGUAAGCAAGCUGAGUGUUACAGGGAAUCUUAAUACUGCCUGCACACAACAACAGUGCACCUUACAGGCUGCGAUAAAGAUCCCGUGUCAGCUGUCUGUCACAUUCAGCUAGCUCAUUCACCUCCCACAAACAUCACCCAAUCCAUUAACAGGAUUCAGGUCGCCAGCCAAUGAGACGCAAGCUGAGCAACAUCUGACUGCCUCUCUGCUGUUUCUAACUGGAUGGCUGCCUACUUCCCUAAACUAAACUUGACCAAAACUGAAAUUCUGAUCUUUCCUCCCUCAAGUGUUGUUACUCCUGUGUCUGUCUCAAUCCAAGUCAACGGUGCUACCAUCAGCUUCACAAUGCAGGCUCGCUACCUAGGUGUUCUCUUUGACUCCGACCUCUCCUUCAAGCCUCAUAUUCAAACUAUCGCCAAAUCCUGUCAUUUCCAUGUCAAAAACAUUGCGCACAUCUGUCCCUACUUAACACCAGAUGCGACUAAGGUGUUGGUCCAUUCCACUGUCCUUUCUCGCCUUGAUUAUUGUAAUCCACUUCUCAGUGGUCUUACGUGCUCCCAACUAGCGCUGUUACAGUCCUUAAUGAAUGUGGCGGGAAGGCUCAUCUUCUUGUCUGCCCGCACCUCCCAUGCCUCACCCUUCUGUCAAUCCCUACAUUGGCUUCCUAUAAAAUAUAGAGCUCAAUUUAAAAUUCUGGUUCUUGCUUUUAAAUCUCUACAUAAUGCUGCUCUCACCUAUCUAUCCUCCCUUAUACACAAAUAUGUCCCAUCAGGCCCUUACAAUCUGCUGAAGACUUGCGUCUAUCUUCUGUCCGUACUCCCACCUCUGAUGCUAGCCUUCAAGACUUCUCGAGGGCUGCAACGUUCCUAUGGAACUCGCUUCCUUCCUCCGUUAGAUGCUCACCCAGUCUCCACUCCUUCAAAAAAUCAUUAAAAACCCACUUCUUCAUAAAACCGUAUCAAUUAAACUGUUAAUAGCUCCCGACUGAUUCCUCCUCUGCAACUGUCAUUAGUCUAACACUAUCCUUACCUUUUUGUGUCAUUUUACCCCACUCCCUCUAGCAUUUAAGCUCAUUGAGCAGGGCCCUCAGCCCCUAUGUUCCUGUGUGUCCAACUUGUCUGGUUACAACUACAUGUCUGUUCGUCCACCCAUUGUAAAGCGCUGCGGAAUUUGAUGGCGCUCUAUAAAUAUCAUAAUAAUAAUAAUAAUAAUCAGUUCCUCCUACUGAGUCAACCCCCACACAAGGAGCUAAAGGGAGCCUCCUGCAGGGAAGUGAGAAGGAGAUCAUGCUCAUGUUAUUAGAUCAUGCCUUGUUAUAAAUAAUUAAAUGGCUACUGCCACUUGGAAAUUAUUAUGAGUUUCUACCUCGCAAUGGUUUCUGUACCCUAACGUGUCAUGGAAAUUAGUAUUUUGUGUGUUUGUUUUAUAGUGGCAUUUUUUUUUAUUAUUCCUACCAGCACUGUAACAAGUCACCUCUCACUCCCCCCACUUUUUCCCAGUGGCAGCGCUUGAAGGAAGUGAUCUUGUGUCAUGAAAUUUGCUGGUGGCAGUGUGUGCAAGGGGUACAGUGUGUGGGGGGCAGUGUGUGUGAGGGGUACAGUGUGUGGGGGGCAGUGUGUGUGGGGGCAGUGUGUGUGGGGACAGUGUGUGUGGGGGGCAGUGUGUGUGUGAGGGGUACAGGGGUACAGAUGUGUGCUACUAUUUUGUAAAACCCCAUGUUGCGUUCAGCUACAUCUUUUGAGUACAAGGAUACCCCCAAUCAGGGCCGCCAUCAGGGCAUGAUAAUCAUGUCAGUUGUCAUGGGCCCGGUGGUCCUGAGGUGUCCGGACUGCUCUAGGAGUUCUGGGCCACACGUUGCCUAAGUACACAAAUAUAGCGAUUUUUGCUAUAUAUGUGUACUUGCGGGCCACCAGCUACCUGUUCUUUGUAGAGGGGGCCCACAGAACACUCUCACUUCCCUUCCCAGCAGCUCCUCAGUCAGGCCGUCACCUGGCAACAUUCCACGCGGCACACAGGCCAUGAGAGUUAGACAGGGGAGCUGCUGGCAAGGGAAGUGAGAGUGUGCUGUGAGCGAGAGUGUGCUGUGGGCCCCUUUUGUAGAGUCCAGCAGGGACCAUCAAGGAACGCAAUCUCCCCCCUCACUGGCCAGUUAAGAAGCAGGGAGGGGGGACUAAAAUAAAAGGCUGGUGCAGGGGUUUUGUUGAAGGGGGCAGUACAGGGGUUUGUAGCAGGGGGCAGGACAGGUGUUGUGUAGGAUGGGGGCAGAGCAGAACAGGAGUUUUGUAGAAGCUGGAUGUCAGAGGAUUUACAAAAUUUACCCCUGUCCUGCCAACUAUGUCCUUGCACUCAGACCAACCCAAUUACUUGAAUGCCGGGUGUACUUCUAAGCCAUAGCCAACAAAAAUACAGUAAUGAAAAAAAAAGGCUUGCACUCACUUUCUUUAUUCAGAGUUAUUCCAUAAAAGCAUGAACCUUUCAGCCCUCGUCCAGGGCUUUCUUCAGGAUCAACUAACAAUACAUAUUUGACACCGAGUACUGUAUUAUAUAGCCCAUAAGAAGAGAAAUUAACUCACCACAGGUGAUUGAAGUCAGAGUAUCGGCGUCCCACGAGCCAUGUGCGCAUGCGUCUCAUACCCGGAAAUAGAAAAAAUAGCGCAUAACCUGGUUGCUGUAGUUACAUGCUGAUGCCAAGAGCACCAUAGUAACAUGAAACAUAAGCAAAGCGUGUAGGGUGUAUCAGGGGAAUAAAGAUCAAGAUCCCCAAAUAUAUAAGAGAUAUCUUCUAUAACUAAUACGCCCAAAGAAGUGUGAAAUAAUUAAAACCCGAUAUUAGGGGGAAGAGGAUGAGACUCAAGGUCUAACUAUAUGUGCCUAGGCUGGAUAACAAACCCCUCCAGAAUUCCAAUUAAAGUAAAAGGUGCUAGACACGCUAGAUCCCCAAAUAUAUAAGAGAUAUCUUCUGUAACUUAUACACCAAAAGAAGUGUGAAAUACUUAAAUAUACUCCUGUGCACCGGCACCCGUAUAUUCUCUGCAAUAUUGCAAUGUUAUAAUGUUUUUUUGCCCUAUAUGAUUUUUUUUUUCUCUUGGUAACAUCAGGUAUGAUCAGCAAGGCCGCCAUCAGGGGGUGACAACCAUGACUGUUGUCACGGCCCGGCGGGCCCUGGGGGGCCCGGUCGCCCGCGCCCCACGUGUAGCGGCGGAACUGCCGCCGGUGCAGUUGCACCGGGGCCCGCACGCUGAUGGGGCCCAUCGGGUGGUCCAAGUGCGCGGGCCACCCGAUGGGCCCUAUACCUUCAGGGGCCCGGUCAGCACUAUGGCCGUGUAAUAGCGCGACCGGGCCCCUUUUAAAAAAAAACGCAGCAAGUACUGCUGGGAAAAAGUGGUCACUUCCUCCCAGCUCACUCCGUGCGGGAGGACCGCCAGACAGGCUGUGAAAAGGGAGAGCCAGCCGACUCCUAUCAGCAACAGACACCCUCCUGCAACAAAAAGCUAAGAGACAGAAGGGCAGCUGGAAAAUGAGCUCUGUGUGUGUGUGUGUGUCUGUAUGCAUGUAUGUCUGUAUGUCAUUAUGUCUGUAUGUAUGUCUGUAUGUAUGUCUGUAUGUCAUUAUGUCUGUAUGUAUGUCUGUAUGUAUGUCUGUAUGUCAGUAUGUAUGUAUAUGUCUGUAUGUCUGUCAGUAUUGUGAUAAGGUGAAUGGGGUGGUCUGUGAGGGAGUUUAUAUUUCGACUGAAUUGUUCAGAGAGGCAUAUGAACUGGACUGAACCGUAGGGAAUCCACUCAGCACUCCAAAAGGUAAGGAGGCUGGGGGGAUUAGUUUUUAAAAAAACGUGUGUGUGAGUGUUAGUGUGUGUGUGUGAGUGUUAGUGUGUGUCUUAGUUUUAGUGUGUGUGUUAGUGUGUGUGUUAGAGUGUGUGUUAGUGUGUGUGUGUGUGUGUGUGUGUGUGUCAGUGAGUGUGUCUGUUAUUGAGUGGGUGUCUGCUAGUGAGUGUCAGUGAGUGUGUUACUGUGUGUGUCUGUUACUGAGUGUGUCUGUUAGUGAGUAUGUUUGAUGUCUGUUAGUGCGUGUGUAUUUGUCAGUGAGAGUAUGUUUUGUAAGUGAUGUCUGUCGCUGAGUGUGUCUCUGUCAGUAAAUGUGUGUGUCUGUUCGUGAGAGUGUGUGCCUUCAGCACUUACCUUUCUCCAGGCCGGAAUCGAUUUGCGCUGGGGAUCCCUCCACCUCUCAACUCCGAAUGCGCAUACGCGGCAAGAGCCGCACGCAUUCAAACCGCCCAUAGGAAAGCAUUACUCAAUGCUUUCCUAUGGACGUUCAGUGUCUUAGAAUCACAAAAGCUCCUCUAGCGGCUGUCAAUGAGACAGCCACUAGAGGUUGGAUUAACCCUCAGUGAAACAUAGCAGUUUCUAUGAAACUGCUAUGUUUUCAGCUGCAGGGUUAAAACUAGAGGGACCUGGCACCCAGACCACUUCAAUGAGCUGAUGUGAUCUGGGUGUCUGUAGUGGUCCUUUAAGUGUGUGUGCAUCUGCAUGCACUGGAGUACAUACCGCGAUCGCAGGGGUCGCAGCCCUGCAACCCCUGCGACCAGGUGCCCACUUGCAGAGUAAGCGCGGGUAAGGGGGGGAGGGGAAGAGGGUGGCCCACGGAUCAUUUUUCGCACCGGAGCCCCAUGGGUCAUGUGUACGCCACUGGGUCCAGACCAGGGUUUGGAAUGUCUCCAACCCACUGCUCAGCUGCAGGUAAUCAGCUGCAGCAGUGGGAAUAAACCCCUCCCUGCUAGGCAGGUAGGGUAGAAUGUUUGUUUCUCUCUGGAAGGCUGGAAGCAGCAGGCUGGCUAAACACUGGAGUGGAGAGAGCUGACAACGACACUAGGUUGGUGAAACCAAUAUUGUUUUGUUAUAGUUUAACCCCUGAGAGAUAGGGAAUCUGAUGUUAGUUAGUGCUCAGACGAGCUAGGUUUUUUUUUAUAGGGAUUUGUGUUACAUUAUUGUUUUUUUUUCAUCUGCCACUGUCUCUGUAGUGAAGCUCAACAAUAAAGUGCCUGGAAUUAAGUUACUUUUAAAGACUGUGCAUGUUUGUACCCAAAAGGACCAUGCUAACUGCAGACAGGGAUCACACUAUGUAUGUAUAUAUGUAUACAUGUAUGUCUGUAUGUAUUUCUGUAUGUAUGUCAUCAUGACUGUAUGUCUGCAUGUCAGUAUGUCUGUAUACAUGCAUGUAUGCCAUUAUAAAUGUAUGUAUGGAUGUCAGUGUAUGUAUAUAUGUCUGUAUGUAAUUUUGAAUGUAUGUAUAUAUGUGUCUGUAUGUCCUCAUGCAUGUGUGUCUGUAUGUAUGUUAGUAUGUGUCUGUCUGUCACUUUGUAUGCCUGUGUGUCUGUAUAUGUGUGUAUGUCUCAGUAUGUGUGUCAGUAUGUAUGCCUAUAUGCAUGUAUGUCUGUUUCAGCAUGUGUGUCUGUUAGUAUGUAUCUGUGUGUGUGUAUCUGUGUCCUUUUGUAUCAGUGUUUGUGUCUGUGUGUGUGUGUGUGUGUGUAUUCCUGUGGGCGGGAUUGGAGGUGGGCCCCAGGGGGCCCAGACCCUGAGCUGAGUUAGAGGCCCCAAAAGCUAUAGCAUUCGUUAUACCAUUACAUGCAAGACACCAUUUGUCAUCUAUAAAAUUUCCUGCUCAUGCAGGCUAGCAUAAAUCGGUAAAACAGAUACUCCCUUAUGUGAGCAUAUCCAGGGGCACAGAUCGAACAUAAGAAAAGCUUAUAGGGAUGGCUGUACAGACAAGCUGGUGGCCAAGCAUUUUUUGGAGUUUGGUCACCCUCUUGCCACACUCAAAUUCGUGGCAAUAGACCAUGCACCACAACAUCAACGUGGUGGAGACCGCAGCAAGAUGUUGUUAAAGAGACAUUUUGGAUUCAUAAACUAAAUACAGUGUCACCUUAUGGCCUGAACAGAUUAAUAUCUUAUCACUCCUUUAUAUAAAACUAAGCUACAUCAAAUCAUCUGGUUGAAGAUAAUUAAAAAAAAAAAAAAAAUUCUUUUUGUAAAUAUUUUUUCUUUUUGUAAUUUUUUUGUAUUUUUAUUUCUUCCAGACAGGUUUUCUUCAGAUAUUGUUUUUAAAGAGAUUUUUUGAGCAAGAUCUAGAUAAAAGCAACUUUUGCUUUGUGAAGGUGUGUGUGUGUGGGUGUACAAACACUAUAUUUUUGUGUGCUGUGAGCUUGAAGACCACAUCUGUAGCUCAUGCAUGCUUAUAAUUUUUAAUUCAUGAUGUUCUACUAAACAUACUAUAUUGGGUUUAAUUUUUAGGCACUGCUUCACUUUCUAAAAGCACUACACUUCACUGUGGUACAGCUUUUUCUCUGUAACACCCUUCACCUUAGCACUUUACUCAUGUCUAGCGUCUAGCACCUUUCACUUUAAUUGGAUUUCUGGAUGGGCUUGUUAUCCAGCCUAGGCACGUAUAGCUAGAUACACCCUACCUGCUUUGUUUAUGUUUCAUGUUACUAUGGUGCUCUCGGCAUCAGCGUGUAACCACAGCAACCAGGUUACGCACAAUUUUUUCUAUUUCCAGGUAUGAGGAGCACGCGCAUGCCCACAUGGCUCGGUGGGACGCCGACACUCCUACUUCAAUCACCUGUGGUGAGUUAAUUUCUCUUCUUAUGGGCUAUAUAAUACAGUACUCUGUGUCAAAUAUGUAUUGUUAGUUGAUCCUGAAGAAAGCCCCGGACGAGGGCUGAAGCAUUGAUUAUUUUAUGGAAUAACUCUGAAUAAAGAAAAACCUAAUUUUAAUGUUAUAAGACUGUGAGUGCAAGCCUAUUUUUCAUUACGAUAUAUGUGUAUGUAUAUAUGUGUGUGUGUGUGUGUGUGUAUAUGUGUGUGUGUGUGUGUGUAUAUAUAUAUUAAAAAUGCUGUUGGUUUGCCUCUGACUCUUCCCCCAAUGUUUGCUUUGCCACUUUUCUGUGCUGUACUAGAGUGCCAUGUAAGAGACCUGGCAAUUUCAGUUUUUACAGCUAUAAUUUUUACAAAUGGAUUUGACAGGGAUGUCUCAUUUUGGGGCAAUAUAGUCGUUUGUACAAAAUAUUCUACAAAGGAAUACUAUUUGUGGAAAUAGACAGUUCAGGGUAUCUCAUAUGGAAUAUAUUAUUAUACCUAAAUGUACUGCCAUUUUCGCCAGUUUAUGUCAAAGUUUGUGAUAAUUUUGUUGUCAUUGAAAUUUAACUGGGCAUUUUUCAAUAUAUCAAUUUCUCUUAUAGGUGCCACUGUGAUCAAUCCCCCCUAAAUUAUAGUCAGUAAGCUCUUCUGAAAAAAUCAAUACCCCCAUGUAUAUGCACCAUUGACACUAAUUUACAAUACAAUAUAAGAUACCUGACAUUUCAGUGUUUACAAUACAUUUUUUAGAGAUUAAAUUGAUGGGCCUAUGCUGCAUUUUGGGGCAUUGCAGCAGUUUGACAGUUCAAAUUAUCCCAUAAAUGCAUAGCAUUUGUGAAAGUAGAGGCCACAGAGUAUGUCAUAUUGUAUAUUGUGAACCUUAUUAUACAGCCAUUUUAACACCAAUUUCUUUCAGAGUUUAUGAAAUUAUUUUAUUUUCAAAUUUGUUACAUGCACAUUGCAAUUUAGAGGUUUAUUUUGUAAACUUUAUUUGUGCUACUGUAAUAAAAAUCACUAAAUUGUGCUCAGCUAUAAAUCUAUAAAUCCUGAGUACAGAAUGACCUAAUUCAUAUACCCUUGUUAAGUUUUUUUUUUGAAAAUUCAGAGCUGAAUUUAGGUUUUUUUGGGGGGGGGGGGGUUAAAUGGCAAAUUGAAGAUGAGUCUGUGGUGCAUUUUUGGGCAUUUUUGUAGCUCACACAUCUUAAUUACUACAUAAAUGCAUACCACUUGCAAAAGUGGACACCAUGGGGACUAUCACCUGAUAUAUUGUUACCUUUAUUGAAGUGCCAUUUUUUCACCUUUUUUUUCCCCAACAUUUGUGAUAUUCAUUUUCAUUUUUCAAUUAUUAAAUACAUAUUUAAAUCUCAUGUGUCCCAUUGUAAUAAAAUUAUAUUAACAAUAUACAGCAACAUCUCCUGAGUACAAUCAGGGCCGGAUUAACAUAGGGGCUGAUGGAGCUGCAGCUCCAGGCCCAGGCCCAGGCCCAUGGAAUAGGCCCAUUGAUUUAAAAAAAAUAAAAAUAAAAAAAAAUUUCUUUUUUUUUUUUCACACACUACUCUUAGGGAUUCCACCUGGCUUUUAUUUUAUUGCCACAGCCAGUAUUUGAGGCUGCCUGGCUAGUGCCAAUAUUGCAGUGAUACUGGCAAUACAAAUGCUGGUAUUUUUCUCAGUAUAAACAAGAGAUUACUAUGCAAUACCAGCACUGGCCAGUAGGGGUCGCUGUAUGUGGAGACAGGCAGGGAUAGGAAGUUCCAGCAUAUCCCUCCCUGCCUAUCUAUACUCACUGAUCUGCAGGGGUGCAGCUACAGGGAGUCCAGACAGCAACUUCCACCCUGCAGAGACAGCCUACAGCUCAGGGAAGUAAGGGAUGGGGGGAAAGGCUGCAAGGAGACAUACACUGAGACACUAAGUGUCCCCAUGUCUCCCAGCCAGUGUCUCAGUGCCCCCUAGUCUCCCAGUGACCCCUAGUCUCCCAGUGCCCCCAGUCUGCCAGUGUCUCACUGUCCCCAUGUCUCCUAGUGCCUCCAUGUCUCUCAGUGCCUCAAGUGUCACAAUGUCCCUAUGUCUCCAAGCUAGUGUCCCUCGUGUCUGUGGCCCUGGUGUCUGUGUCCCCAUGUCUUCAAGUGUCCCCUAUUUCCCCAUUGUCCCCAUGUGUCCCAGCCAGAGUCCCUGAGUCUCCCAGUGUCACUGGUGUCUCUGUGUCCCUAGGUCUCCCUGUGUCUCCAGGUCUCCCCGUCUUCCUAGUGUCCUAGUGACAUGGGGACCCUGGGAUACAUGGGGACACAGGGAGACAUGGGGCAUUGAGACACUGUGAUACAUAGGAACACUGAGACCUGGAGUAAUCGACACAUGGGGGCACUGAGUCAUGAGGGCACUGGGACACAUGGGGCAUUGAGACACUGUGAUACAUAGGAACAUUGAGCCCUGGAGUAAUCGACACAUGGGGGCACUGAGUCAUGAGGGCACUGGGAGACAUGGGGGCACUGGGAGGAAUCCUUCUAUACAGCAGAAUCAAACUAAGUAGUUUUUUGGUGAUUUUACAGAAUUUUCUCUUAUGUCAGUCCUUCUGAUUUACAUCAUGUGAUGUCACCCAUACAUAUUUAAUUAUGCAAAUUGAUAAGGCCGGUAUGUUUUUCCAAGAAAGGUGGCAACCCUAACUACUUUUCACAUACUCUUACUUAAGUAUGGAAACUUAAGAGGGAUGUAUGGGAACAAAACUUGUGUGGACUGGCUGACAAUGAAUAUAGUUAAAGGGACAUUAUAGUCACCAGAACAACUACAGCUUAUUGAAUUUGUUCUGGUGAGUAGAAUGUAUGUGUAUGUGGUGAGUAGAAUCAUUACCGUCAGGCUUUUUGCUGUAAACACUGUCUUUUCAGAGAAAAUGCAGUCUUUACAUUACAGCCUAGUGAUAACUUCACUGGCAACUCCUUAGAUGGCUGUUAGAGAUCCUUCCUGGGUCAUGGCUGCCUAACAUGCAUCCAAACAUUCAGUGUCUACUCCCUCUGCAUGCAGACACUGAACUUAUCUCAUAGAGAUUCAUUAAUUCAAUUCAUCUCUAUAAGGAGAUGCUGACUGGCCAGGGCUGUGUUUGAAUCAUGCUGGCUCUGACCCUGAUCUGCCUCUUUGUCAGUCUCAGCCAAUCCUAUGGGGAAGCACUGUGAUUGGAUCAGGCCACCACUUCUAAUGAUGUCAGCAGACUGCUUGUUUUUAUGAGUCUAACAGCAUGCAGAGUUACAGCUUCAGGCUUGAAUAUAGUAAGAUUUUGCUAUAUUUAUGGAGGCAUGAGGGGCCCAGGGGGGCUAGAUGGUGGUGUUAACACUAUAGGGUCAUGAAUUCAUGUUUGUGUUCCUGACCCUAUAGUGAUCCUUUAAGGUAAUGCUGACUUUGGUCUCUCUAACACUGUGGCAUGUUCCCUUUCUUCUACACUCACUACAUACAGCUUUUCUCUGUCCCAGACUAUAUACCAGGAGCUUCUGCCUGCUAGUAAGAAGGUAAGAAGACAAGUGGACCAGCGAGUGCUAGGGAACAGUCCUUAGAAAGCGUUGAGUGAGCGCAUAAUUAGAUGCAUUUAUGCCAAGCUCAGGGUGCUGUCUGCAUAGUAUGCCCUUAGUUGGCCAGCUGCAUGAUUGGCAGGCAGCCUGACAUGCAUUCAUGUCAGGCUGGCCUUCUAAUUCUUUGAGCAGACAUGUCCUCUUUUUGGGCAUGUUCGCCCCUUUUGGCAGGUUACGUGAUUUGUGUCAGUGGCACACUCUUUUACCGUGCCCAUUGACUUCCUGCUUGACUGGACACUGCUGUUAGGGGUUAUGGAUUUACUUGAAAGAUGAAAAUAUAAAUUAGAGCGAGAUUAACCUAGGGUAUGUGUUUUCUUAUAGCUGCUGUUUUCUUUCUCUCCAGCACCAUCUCCAUCAAAUACAUGAUGCUUGGGAGUGUUUUAUUGUUUUUGGUUGAUAUGAUUCUGUAAUUAGGCCCGUCAUAAUUGUCAGCACCAGGCCCACUGGGCUCUUAAUCUGGCCCUGAGUACAAUAAUAUCCCAUAUGUAUAUGUUUGCAAAGUAGUCUUAAUCCCAAACUAAAUCCUUCAUCCUAAACUAAACUCUAAUUCUAAACCAAAUUAUAAUUCAAAAUCUAUCCCCAAAUCUAAUAAUACCCCUCAACCUUAAUCCUAACCCAUACCUUAUCCUAUAAAUAGUGUUAGAAGCUGUAAUGGAUCCCCUAUACUCCGGCUGAGUGUGUCCAUGAAGAAUCUCCUGAAAUCCAAGCAUAGAAGAAGUUGUAGUGAUUAUAACUCCCAAUCCCCUAAACAUGAGCCAAGACUUCACGAAGAGGUAAAGCAUUCUGUUUAAUGGAAGCCACAGCUGGCCUUUUAUGCAGGUCCCCAUGCAAGAGGCACUCCCCCCUGGACCUAAGUGGGGACAGUAACACAAACCAAUCACCCAAUGACAAUGACACCCAGGUCCAGAACACUCCCACAUAUACAGUAUAAUCCCUACUCUGUACCUGAGAGAUAAUUGGGUUAAGUUGAUGUCUUAAACUCAAUUAUCUCUAGGUACAGAAAAUAUUCACUCUUUUAUAAAUUCACAAAAAACAUUUUAAAAUACAUAUAGUCAUGUUUCAUACAACCAAACCCCCAUAGUCUACACAUCCCAGAUUGCUUGGAUCUGAGCGCACUACAUAUCAGAAAAGCAUUCAGAUCCCACGAACAUAGUCAAAUCGCCACUGGGGUGAAGAAUGGACCGACCGCUCUGCAGAUGUGUGCCCAGAAAUAGUUCCAUAGUUUCAGGGAUAGUGGUCAGUCUAGUUCGAGAGUAUUCAUACAAAAUAAAAAGGGAACCAAUCCAAAAGGAGAACAGGUUCCCUGGCUCAUAGUGUGGGUUUGUUCGGGAAAUCCCGUCAAACAAUCUGUUGAAUAACGCUCUCCUGGCUUGCCGCGAAAAGAAGCAGGCGUUAAUACACUUUCACCGGUGUUCGGGCUGUCGAUUGGCCACCUCAGAGAGAGCACUGUAUUCCUGUGGUCUUUUUGAACUUAAUGAGCCAGGGGGUGGUCGGUGUUCAGAACUUAUUCUCUUCGGAUGAAUGGGUAACAAAAUAGUAACAAAAUGCCCGAACGGUGUAGGAGAAUUCCUCUGGGGAAGGCAAAAUAGGAAUUUUGCCACAGAAGCAUUCUCUGCUAAUGUCCACAUAGGGAUUGCAUUAUGGGUCCUAAUCCUAAUCCAAACCCAAUUUCUGAAACUUAAUCCCAAACCUACAAUUAAUUCUAAAACCAUUUUAAAUCUAAACCUAAUAUUAAACCCUAUACUUAAUCUACACCUAAUCUUAAUCCUUAAUUUAAUCUUAAUCCCAAAGGUUUCCCCCUGCUAAUAUUAGUAAUGAUGCAAAGGGAAUGCUAAGCUAAAACAGAGUUAUUUUCAAUAUGACAGCUUCAUAUAUAUUGCACUGGAAAUGGUAUAUCCAAUGUAUUGCGCUCUGUCCUGGGCAAUUGACAAAGCCCACUAUUAAUCAGAAUGGCAUUGGGGCAUGGAGGGAGAUUGUCAGUUUUUGAAUUUCAUGUGUUGGAAGCAGGACAAAUUGGAAAAGAUCUAAUAGAUUUAGACAAUUAGUGAAAGCUAGACACUAGUUAAAAGCAUUACCAAAAAGGUAAUUAUUGUUGAUGCUCUUGGGAUGCAAUGGUUAGUACCUACCAAAAGUAGUGCAAGGAAGGACAACCAGUGAAUUGGUAUUCGGGUUAUAGGCACCCAAGGCUCAUUGAUGUCUAUGGGGGAGUGAGUCCAUGUCUCAACACAUCAGAGCUGUUUUAGUAACAAGAGGGGGACCUACAUGAUAUUAGGCAGGUGGUUUUGAAGUAGUGUCUGGUCAGGGUAUAGCUCAUGUAGACUAAAUCGCAAUGCACCUAUAGAAAAACCAGAGCACAUUGUUUCACGGCUAUGAUGACAAAGCAGAAUGAAUUACCAUUUAUACCAUAAUGGCUUAUAUUUUUUGCAUCAGAAAAGGCGCAAAGAGAUCCCUCAUCUCGUUAUCCUAGUAAAAAGCCGAUUGUAAACAUAGGGAGUUGCAAAAAACUACAGCAAAAAACUGCAGUGAUACAUGCUAUAGGUGGAAGUUUUGCUUCAUAUAACACUGACCGCAGUCCACUCUUUCAAAUACUUGGGUAUGAUGUUAGACCCCAAUCUAUCUUUUGGCCUGCACAUAGAAAAGCUUGCAUCUAAACUUUAUCCAAAACUAGGUGCCCUGUACAGAAACAAAGCCUACCUAAGUCCUACAGUAAAGGAAAAGAUUGUACUGCAAAUGCUGAUGCCAAUCAUUGAUUAUGGGGAUGUAGUAUAUGCAUCUGCAUCGCAAUCCCACAUUAAUAAAGUCAACACAUUGUAUAACUCGUUCUGCCGAUUUGUGCUACAAUAUAAUUACAGGACUCACCAUUGUGACAUGCUAAAAAAACUAAACUGGCUGUCGCUGGAAUCCAGACGCACCCUUCAUCUUUCCAGCCUUGUGUUUUCUGGGACACUCCCACCCUACCUGAACACAAUGCUUUCCUCAGCUGUUCCCACUUCCUAUAACCUCCGAUCCAGUACCAACACUUUACUUUAGUCUACCUCAAUACAAAAAAAAAGCAGCCCGAUCCUCCUUCUCCUACAGAGCACCGCAAUUGUGGAACGACCUCCCGCACAAUUUAAAAUCUUCCCUAAGCCUAAAGUCCUUUAAGAGAUCCCUCUCUACAUACCUCAAAACAGAAUGCACCUGUCAUGGUUGAUUAUAUAUUUCCUGCCUGUUCUAUGUUAAACUUUGUAUUUAUUGUGUAUUAAUAUUGUUUUUUGUAUUUUAUUGUACCAUAAUUGUAACAAUGCAAUGAUUUGUGGACCCAGGACAUGUACCUUUCCUGGUAAAAUAUUUUAUAAAUAAUAAAUAAAUAAAUAAAUAUACUCUGUGCAACGUCUUGUCUCAGUUCCGCAUAUAUAACCUUUAGAUUGUAAGCUCAUGGGCCUUCUUGCUAAUCACUAUCACUAUCAUGUACUUAUAUGUCUUUGUUGUAUUGUCUGCAUUCCAUCAUUUGUUGUAACACUACAGAAUAUUUAUCACUAAAUAAGCAGGUUUAGAACUAACAGUAAGGAGACUGGUACACUUUCUUGUCAAUGAUCUCAGUAUUAUAGUAUUAGUGGGUUGGUAGUGCAUUCUAGCUGGGACUUGGUAGAAGAAUAAGGAGCUUACUCCUGUAACCGGGAGUAUAACAUAAAUAGUAUGAGCUUUGGUAAGCUCUUCGUAGCUAGAAGAGAAUCCUAAUAGAAAAGGCAGGGCCAGACCCUUCCUAAAGUGGUCAAAUCAGCUCAGUGUUCUUCAAAGGGAAACCCAUAUUUAGAGCCCUGCGGCCCUCCUAAAGUAUUAUUGUAUCGAUUAAAUACCCUGUUUUUGAAUAGUGCAAAGCAAGCUAAUUGAAAAGACGUCGUCAAACUUUCACUUCAGGUUUUUUUUGUUUUUGUUUUUAAAUAUUUUGCUAUGUUUAAUUAACGUAAUGAUUUAUUUAUUUUUAAUUAUGCCUUUUUACUUUUCUUGAGAAAUUCAUUUAUUUCUGCCUAAGCAGCUGUGUUGGGUCACAUUCUAAAUGUAAUCUGACCCAUUGUUGCUUAAACUAACUUGCUGUUGUGGUAUUUGGUGCCCCAUAAUUUUUAAUAUUAAAAGAAAACAAUAUGGAUGCUGGUAGACUGGCCUGGACAUUUCGUAAUGCUGUUUCAACACAGGUCAAAGGAACUUUGUAUUUUGUAACCUUAAGAAGUAAACAGGAGGAAUACUUAUCUACAGUUUAAUUUGUGAGCUAUCUGUGUACAAGGGUAACAAGAACAAUGGUUUAUUACUCAAUGGGACUUUACAAUCCGAGAUACUUAAACUAUGCAAUUGUUUGUGUAUAAACAUCACAGGCAAUGGGUGGCGGGGCUGACGGCUGAAGUGAGCGGCCGCAUGGCGUGAGAGCUCCCGGCGGCACAAGACCUCUAAGCCUGAUAACACAAAGCGAACCGCUCGAAAAACAAAUCAAAAGAAGGUACAUUACCUCUAACACUGCUGUGAUGGCCCCUGCCAAACAAAUGAAGAUCACAGAUCCCAUCCGCCAGCAAAAAAAAGAUAGAACGCGGUCCACCCAAGAUGGCGGCGACGGACCUGCGCUAUCCCAAGCCUCAGACUCCAUACAUGAGCAAGACAAUGAGGCAGGCAACUACACAGAUGCCCCGGUCACAGAGAGAAAGCUUUUCUCCAUGCUGCAGGACUUCAGGUUAACACUGCAAAAAGACCUGAGACAAGCUACAAGUGCCAUCAAAAAAGAAAUCUCAGAAUUGGGGGAGAGAACAAACAGCCUGGAGGCCAGACAAGACGAGCUGUGCUCGGCACAUGACACGCUGGCGACAGCUGUACAGAACAUAACUGAAGAACAAAUGUCCCUUAAAAUGAAAAUGGCCGAGAUGGAAGAUCGUUCAAGGUGAAACAACGCCAGGUUCCGAGGAAUUUCGAGUAGGGGACAAGAGUUUGUAACGGUCACAAAGACAUUAAGGAACAACAACAUUCAAUACCGCUGGGGAUACCCGACCAAGAUCAUUGUCUGGAGGAACGGAAGAACACAUAUAGCAAACGAACCAGAGGUGGGCAUGCGGCUCCUAAAGGAAUGGGGCCCUUUUCCAAUAAGAUCCCCAGAAAAAACGCCACCAGAAUCGCCAAAACGCCCGCAGAGAGAAUGGCAGAUGGCGGGGUCACCCACCCUAUCUUAAGAACACAAUGGGCCCUCUCAACAAGGACUGUAGUAUUGUCUUAAAGUGACUGUCCUGUUGCUACUUACAAACUGAACUGACAAAGUGUUGUGAGUAUAAUGCAUAUGCACACAUGUAUAGAACUAUAACAAUACAAUUUUAGCAGUACACACUCGAGACAGAGUCAGGUUGAGAGGAAAAAAAACCAAAGGUUUUCAGAGAUGGGCACAACGGGAGCCGGGGAACAUAAGAGCAAAGGAAGGCCCUAGACAUCCAAAAUACUGGAUAGGUGGGUUAAAGCGGCAGUAUGCAAACAAAAAGAAAAAUUCAUAGACAAAGGUUACACUCUUAUCUACCCAAAGGGCCAGUUAUGAUAGCAACCGUUCCACAGGGGCAGAACACUUAUGAGAAAAGGGCGGCACACCUAGAUCCGAUAGAGGUCGUAGUAGCCGUGCUCUCUCCGUCAGACGAACCCCUAGGACUUGAGAGCAGAGACGGGACAGUUUGCCCGGCUCGCACUCAAUUCAGGUAAAGCGCUGAAAAAACAAAUGGCGCUAUGUAUAUACUUAAUUUUGUUACACCCCCCCGUUUUGUUACCUCUCACUUUUCCUACCCCUGGGCAACACCAACAACAUAUGCUAAACAUAACUACUCUAACUCGUACGCACCACAAAUGCAUCCUAAAAAGGGUUUAGAAUGGCUAAUGUAAUGAAAAUCUUAACCUUGAAUGUGAAAGGCCUUAACAGCCCCCAUAAGCGCAGAAUGGCGGCGCAGGAAAUGGUCAAGCAGCAAUAGUGUGUUUGCAGGAAACACACUUUUGCAUCCGGAACCCACCGAAAUUCAAUGUCAAACAUUAUAAUCAAUGGUACCACGCCUUAGCUCCGACCAAAUCCAAGGGAGUAGCCUUAUAUUUCCACAGCGAUUGGGCGUUCGCCCUCUCCAAACAAUACGCCAGACGAGAUGGGAGGUUACUGAUUUUGGUGGGUUCACUGAAUGGACUGAAAAUGACAAUAGUCUCAUUAUAUGCCCCGAAUGACACGCAGAAAGCCUUUUUAAACAUGGCCUUCCGCACAAUAGCACAACAUAGAGAAGGUCACACCAUCAUCUGCGGGGACUUUAACUGCACUCCCGACCCCUCCCUAGACAUUAGACGGGUAAACAAUGAAUCGCCAAAGCCAGCCUCCUUGGCCCUAGGCCAACAUCUCAGCACCCUUAUGCACGAACACGAUUACUAUGACACGUGGAGGAACUUAUACCCGCAAGAGAGAGAUUUCACUUAUUACUCGCCCGUUCAUAUGACAUACACCAGAAUAUAUCUAUGUCUUCUUGACAUUAAAACACUACCAUUUGAGCUAAGUGUACACAUUGGACCAAUCACGUGGUCUGAUCACGCUCCACAAAUUGUAACAAUAAAGAUCCCGUACUCGGCUAGGGGAUGAGGCACAUGGCGUCUCAACGAGCGCCUUCUCGACACUCCUGGAAACCUUAUCCAAGUACAAGCCCAGGCACAGGCUUACUUCGAGAACCACGCAAAUUGCCAGACGUCGAUAACAACCCAAUGGGUAGCCCACAAGACAGUCUUAAGGGGCGGCAUUAUUCAACUAGGGGCGAGGGCAAAAAAGCAACACAAUACUGAAAAAACACAACUAGAACGAGAUCUAAUUGCACACGAAGAGGCACACAAAUGAAAACCCACAAGCAGCACACACGAAAAAGUAACAGACACCAGAGCAAAACUUAAAGCACUUCAGUUAAUAGAAACUGAAAAGAGGAUGCGGUUCCUCAAACAAUCAUGCUACAUCAUGGGCAAUAAGGCGGGGAAGCUCCUGGCUAGAGGUUCACCAAACUAAACUACAAACAAAAAUACCCUAUAUCACCUCGGAACGAGGAGUAAAAUUAUACAAUCCCCAGGAUAUAGUCAACGAAUUAGCAAGGUAUUAUGAAUCCCUCUAUCAAUUAGACAGAGACCAUAGUACAUAUCAGCCAAAUGAAUCGGAGAUAGAGCGCUUCAUUGAACAAGUUGACCUACCAUGUCUGUCUCACGCACAAUGCUCCUCUUUCGAAGAACCCUUCUCAGAGGAUAAAAUAGCGGAAGCCAUCAAGACCCUAACCAAACACAAAGCCCCUGGCCCAGAUGGCUUAUCUAACUAUUAUUACAUAAAACUAUCCCCACAAUCCCCACAAUCCCCACUUACUAGACUCUUCAACAACAUAAAAGAAUCAGGGAUAAUGCCCAAGGAAAUGCUGGAAGCCUUCAUUGUAACACUGCCCAAACCAAACAAACCUCCCACCCAAUGCGCCAACCUACGCCCGAUUUCCCUACUGAUCGCCGACACAAAACUGUAUGCCAAACUGAUAGCAACGAGACUCAAAACAAUACUCCCGGAACUCAUUUCCACAGAACAAGCGGGUUUCGUACCAGGGAGACAGGUGGGGGACAACACACAACACUUUUUGAAUCUAAUAGACUGGGCAAAUCUAACGUCUCAGUCUGGCCUGAUUUUGGCGCUGUACGCCGAAAAGGCUUUUGAUCGCCUCCACUGGGACUACAUGUCACUGACACUAACCAGAAUGGGUUUCACCCCAAAAAUCCUGGCAAGCAUCCUUGCCCUAUACCUACACCCAACUGCCAGAUUGUUCAGCACAGGCUUCAUAUCCAACCAAAUAGAGAUAAGGAAUGGCACAAGGCAGGCCCCCUCUCGCCCCUCAUUUUCAUACUGAGCCUAGAACCCUUGAUUCGCCUCAUUAAACAUGACUCGGCGAUACAGGGACUCCACACACCAGGGGGCACACAGAAGCUGGCACUAUUCGCGGACGAUGUUUUAGUGUUUAUAACGCACCCAGAAUCCUCCCUACCACAACUUCUACACAGACUCGACACAUAUAGGCAGGUAUCUUACUACAGAAACAACACAAUGAAGACACAAGCACUGUCCAUUAAUUUGCCGAGGGCUACCGUCAUGUCAUUAAAAAUACAACACUCCUUUGAUUGGCGCAAAACCUCUCUACAAUACCUAGGGAUCAAACUCAUGAAAAAUACCCAAACCAUUAUACGGGAAAACCAUCACCCAGUCAUUCAAAAACUUAAACUCACACUCGAGAAGUGGGAGGGGCUUGAGGUGUCCUGGUUAGGCCAUAUCAAUCUUGUGAAAAUGAUGGCACUGCCGCACAUAUUGUACCUGUUCCGAACCCUGCCCAUCGCGCUACAAACAACAAACUACUAAAACUCUAUCAAAGCACCAUAAAUGCACAUGUGUGGAAGCGGAAGCCCCCGAGAGUGGCAAAGAGUACCCUAGGACUCCCAAGCACAGGUGGGGGACUGAACAUGCCAGAUAUUAAGGCUUACUACAAGGCGUCUGCACUGGCACAGGGACUUCGACUAUUGCGCCCCACACACACACUCCAAAGCCCCAUAUGGUUAGCAAUGGAGAGUGCCUGUCUAAAUACCCACGAUUUGUCAAGUUAUCUAUGGGCGGGGGGGCAAACACAAGUGGCGGAGGGAAAACAGCUGCAGAGCUCAAAAUUCUUACUGAUGGCCUGGAAUAACUGGAGCCCACAAAUUGUAGACCCCAAAAUGCUCUUCCAAUCAGCACCCCUGACAUUAGAAAUACUCUCCCCUGACCUGAAGAUGAAUCGAUGGAGGGAGGGGGGUGCAAAUAGGGUCCAAGACAUCUUAGAAGGGGACAAGGUUAAGCUAUUCCCAGAUCUGCAAAGGGAUCUACGUUUGCCAGCGAGGGAUAUCUUCCUAUACCUCCGAGUAAAAAAUAUAGUACACUCGCACAUCCGCAAACUUACCAGCCACCCCUUCACACCCCACUUAACAAUGGCACAGGUACUCUCCAACAGGCACAUAAAGCCAUUGUCAGCAUGCUACAAAACACUGAUCACCGCGACAGCACCUGAUAAGCUGUCAUACAUGACACAGUGGGAAGGGGAACUGGGACUCCAGAUCCCCACGACAGACUGGCUGACAGCACUGAAAAUCACGAAACGGGCUUCGCAAAGCAUUGCGAUCUGAGAAGCCUACUGCAAGGUUUUAAUGCCGUGGUAUCUGGUACCACAAAGACUAGCACACAUGUACCCGGGCACGUCCGGGAAAUGCUGGAGGUGCAACAUAAGCGAGGGAACCAUACUUCACAUCUUCUGGGCUUGCCCCCUACUAACAGACUACUGGGAAAAGGUUCACUCCCUCAUACUAGGUAGGACAGGGUUCACCCUGCCCAUGAAGCCAAAACACUACAUUCUUCACAUUGCACCCGGUAUUGCCUCUCAACCACACAGAAAAGUAAUCCUUAACAUACUCACGGUAGCGAAAAUAAUGUUGGCCGGCAGCUGGAAGAGCAAUCAAACCCCAGCUGCAGUCACUAUAAAUAACAGAAUGGACACGAUUAGUCAAUAUGAAAAAAUGGCAAGUAGAGUAAACGGCUGUAGUGAGAGAUAUGACACAGAAUGGAGCAGCUGGCCGGCUGAGAGUUUAAAGGCUGAAUAGGGGCAACAGGGUCACACACAGGGUCACAUCCAACAAACCAUUAUAAAAUGCAAUACGUGUUGUCUAGGGCACCCCCUUACCCCUACCUUUUCCUUCUGUAACCCAUCCCCCAUCCCCUAGUUAAAGGUUAUAUAACAAAAGCAAUGCAGAUAGCGCAACAGAUGUGCAGCACAAGUAGCUGUCCCUACCCACACCGAAAUGACACGAAACACGAGCGAGGGAUGAGUCACAUCACACGAUACAAGGGCUCCUCAGGGCGGAAAGACCAAGAUCAUACAUUCCUGGCAGCUGACAAAAAGACUCCAGGCUUACACAAGGAAUAUGUGGGGCUAAUCUUUGGAAUGGGGAAUCAACAGCUGCGCCUGUGAUUGAAAUGGCAUGUCAAAAAUGCACUGCGCUGCAAAAUGUCUGAUCAUUUGUUUUGCAUCAAUAAAAAAGAUAAAUGAGAAAAAACAUCACAGGCAAUCCAGAGUGUUUGUCAGCCAUACGAACCCAAAGUCUAAGGUCGCUUCCAUGUUUUCAGGAUAUUAGAACUUAAAUGAAUCUAUUGGAAUCAUGCAUGAUAUAUAAAUGUAAACUAAAUGUAUGAUUGCUACAGUAAUGUCUAUAACUGCAUCCUUGACUGAUUUAGGGGUAAAAGGUAAUAUAGAUAUACUAAUAUAAUUAGAUUCCAUUUUUCUUUAAGAUGAAUGUAUCAAUCAGUUAAUCAUACAGGUUAGAUUGAUACAGGAUAUAGACAUGUUGCAUUAUAAUUAAUAUAACCAACCCUGUUUUAAUUAAAGAAUAUAUAUAACCCAAGACAGAUAUUUAACGUAAUUUGAAAUAUCCCCAGUAUAGGUGAAUUAAAGGUCAAUUUAUUUAACCAGGUUAUCGAUGAUCUAGUUCAGGUCUUCAUACCUAGGGAAAUAGUGCCAUCUAUUGAUGAAGUCCCUAAGGGCCACAUUAAUAAUUAAAUAUUAAGAUACGCCCAUAACCAAUCAAAAGCUAGAUUUAAGUCCCAGGUACCGUCCAUUUACAAACAAGGGGCAGGAACUGAUAAGGGGGAAAUAAUGGUUAAAUAGUGAGAAAAAUAAGAGAGGAUCAAUAUCUUCAUAUCAUCUUAAAAAAAGAUCAAAGGAGAAAACAGAGGGCUAAGAAAGGAGGAGAUUGACUGACUAAAGGCAAUAGACUGAAUUAUAGACCAGAGCACCCAGAGAGAAGAAUCCCAAAUUGAAUUAAUUCAUCCUAGACUCUUGGUAAUGUAUAAAGGUUUCUCUUUACUUUAUCUUAAAUAAACUGGACUAUUGAAUGCCCUAUGUGUCUAUAUAAUGAACUGAUCCCUAUUGAUAGAACAGUUAUAUCUCAUUCUACCUGCAGCCUGAGUCAGAUAUAACUUCUUAAGUUGGAACAUUCUUGAUUCCUUCUUUAGACGUAGAUCAUUUCAAUAUAUAUAUAUAUAUAUAUAUAUAUAUAUAUACACACUAAGGCUAUCAGAAACCUUAUAUAAACGUACUGUAGUUAAACUGAUGGUAUAUACUUGGCAGGGUUGGUUGGUAUUUAACUAAUUAAUAUAAUGACAAUUGUAUCAUUAAUGCAAGGGGUGUCAUAUGAUUAAUUCUGUAUACUGGUAUUGCUGUGAAGUUUGUAAUAGAUUUUAUUGUCCUUUGUUGAUAAGAUUAUAGAUGAGACAAAGUGUAAUGUUGACUCUUAGGCUUGUCAAGUAAAUUUAUUGACUUGUUGAUGGAAACUCAUAUAUAAUAUAGCAAAUUGAUUGUAAUUGUAUUGUUUUGUUGCUUUGCAUUUUAUAGUGUGUAUUAUUAAAUUUAUAUAUAUUUUAAACAAAGUCUGUUUAUUGGGCAUCUGCCGUUCAUAAGUGUUUAUAUCACCGCUUAAAACAAAGAACUACAGGGUCCCUGAAGGCUCAAUGUGUGUGUGAAUAUCAUCAGAUAUUAUUCAAUCUAUAUUCCAUACAUAUAAAACCUUAGAUUACCCAACUGCUGUUGGUUCACACAGAGCAUUUACAGCAGAAGGCAAGUUAGGUUUAGAAGCAGUUGGUCAGAUGACAGUAGCCUGAACCAGCAUAACUGGUCAGCCAGGGACAAAAAGUGAAUUUUCUCAAAGAAUCUGUAUACAUCAAUAAACAAGUAUAAUUAAAAGAGCAAAUAAAUAUGCCUAACCCUACAGUGUUAAAAUCACUAUUUAGCCCCCCAGAUUCUCUCUUGCUCCUUUAAAUAUAGUACAAGCUCACCUUAUUACCAGCAUUGGAUUUGCUGAGAUUGUCAAUUCUGAUGCAGAGCGUAGAGACGCUGAACAUCAGUGCAGCACACAGUGCAGCCCUGACCCAGGAAGCUCCUCUAGUGGCCGUCUUAGGCUGUAAUGUAAGUGUUUACAGCAAAAAGUCUGCAAGGACAGGCUAUAGACACCAAAACAACUACAAUAAGCUGGUGACUAUAGGGUCGCUUUAAAUUUAAUAAACUUUUUAAAAACAAUAAGUAAAGUUUUAAGGAUUUGAUGGUGGGACAACAGAGAACAAAGGUGGGAGAAUAAGGAACCGUUGGCUUUACAGGGACAACAAAAAAUACUAUGUUUAUGUUUUUUAUUAUUAUCAUUGCGUUAUUUCAUUAUAACAGUUAUGGAAAUUGUAAAAAGUCCCUUACUUUUUCAAAGCUAUAACUGAUUGGGUUUUCCACUUUGGCAUGCCAAUACAGACUACAUUCAAAUAUGAUGUCAUCUUCCUCCUCGACUUCUAUAUAGCGUGCUAUAGUAAGAAGAAGAAUGCUGUAUUAAAUGUAUUUUUUUUUUAAAUAUGAAAAACACAGAAGUGGAGCGCUCCAAACUUAGGAGCUUCCACUCUCUAAUGACAAAAAUAUAUCAAUAAUUGUCAAAUUCCAAUCCAACACACAACUCAAUCUGAACAGAAGGCGGGAGACAAGGGAAGGCAAAAGUACCAAUCACACGUAAAUGUUUAAAGUUUUAUUUAUAAAAUAACAGAAGAAAAGAAAUGAAAACUUAAAGGAACACUAUAGGGUCAGGAACACCAACAUGUUUUCCUGACCCAAAAGUGUUAAAACCACCAUUUAGGUGGCUUGCCCCAUUCCCCCUUCCCCCCUAGUCCCUUAAUAAAACUUACUUUAUUUAGGUGGCCCUGCCCCUGGUAAACCUCCUUGCUGACAUGAUCAGAAUGUAUGAUUUCAGCCAUGGCCGAGAUCGGCAAGUUGGCAAGACGGGGGCAGGGCCAAACACUGACUUGGCCCAUCAGCACCUCUUCAUAGAGAUGCAUGGAAUCAAUGCAUCUCUAUGAGGAAUGUUUAGCGUUUCAAUGCAGAGCGUGUAUGGCAGUAAUGCACACUAUGCAGCACUGCCCCAGGAAGCACCUCUAGUAGCCAUUUGAGCAGUGGCCAUUGGAGGUAUCCCUAGGGGACAAUGUAAACAUGAAAAUGCCUGCAGGGAAGGCUUAUACUUACCAGAACAACUACAUUGAGCUGUAGUAGUUCUGGUGACUAUAGUGUCCCUUUAAUCAUAAGCCAGCCUAUAUUAAAAAAUUCUACCUAGCAGAAUUCUGCCUAGCAAAAGCAAUUCAGUGUAACACUGUUACACUGAAUUGCUUUUGCUAGGUAUAAUGUUAAUUUGAAUGUAUCCCUAGACUAUACGUUUUCCAAAAUACAGGGAGAUUAUGUUUUCAGUUAUAUAAAUCACAGUUCAGUUAACCUGACAGUUUUACUCUAUAAAGGAAAAGAGGAAAUUAUAUUUGCUUGUCUUAAAGGGAUACUAAAGGCAUCAAAACAACUUUAGUUUAGUAAAGUAGUUUGGGUGGAUAGCCCUAUGCAAAUAAUGUGUAUUUAUUUAUUUUUUUGUCUGGCUGAACAACCAAGUUGGUUAUCUGACCAACUGCUGAUAUAUUAAAGUUGUCGGGAGCAGGUAUUUCCUGACAAUUGUCCUUUACGGGUUUAUAAUACUUAAAUGUGAUUCGAUGUGUUAAUGUUUCCAUGUGUGAUUGUGUUUUUGGAAACAUUAUUAAAUGGUAGGCUGUAUAUGAGUGGCAUAUGUAAUAAAUUAACAUUGAUUCUUCCAUACAUCAAACAUCAUCACUUAGCACAGCCUCAGUAUCAUUUUCAGUUUAAAACCCUUAAGAUAAGUGUUAGAAACAUACUUCCGCAUGUUUUAAUAUCCAUCAUGCAGUCAUUCAAGCCUUCACAAUAUGUACAGGGUUCAUGAUACAGUAAAUCUAGAAGAAAGAAAAAAUAUAUAUUUGUAAUAGUUUCUAGUUUACAUUGCAGGUUUGAAUUGGCAUAGCUAUUGUGAAUUAUACUCUGCCUUAGCAAUAUCUCUUGCACGGGUUGGAUUCAUGGAUGCCUGGGAAACCUGACUCAGUAUCAAACCGAUCAAAAAUGUACAGUUACAUGUUGGAUGGUGCCAGGCAACUCCAUAAUUGUAGCCACUUCAAUGAGAUGAAGUGCUUACAAUGCCUAGUGUGUACGUUUAAGGUAAUUUACUCAAUACUAUAUAUAUAUAUGAUAUAUGUGUGUGUGUGUAUAUAUAUAUAUAUAUAUAUAUAGUGCCAAAAUACCAGAGUAUUGCAGUAUGCAAUUAUACCUUUUUUAUUGGACUAACAUAAUACUUAAAGGAUCACUAUAGUGUCAGGAAAACAAAGCGGUUUUCCUGACACUAUAUAAUCCUUGGGGGACCCUCACCCUCAGGGUCCCCCUCCCGUGGCACUGAAGGGGUGAAAACCCCUUCAGCAGCUUACCUUUAUCCAGCGCUGGGCUCCCUCGCCACUGGUGACCUCUCCUCCUCCAUCGACGUCAGCUCCCGAGUGGAGCAGAAUGCGCAUGCGCGUCAAGUGCCGCGCACACAAUUUAAACAGUCCAUAGGAAAGCAUUUCCUAUGGACGCUCUGCGCAAUGGAUGCAGCAUCGCAGAUGCUCCUCUAGCGGCUGUCAGGAAGACAGCCACUAGAGGUUGAAUUAACCCCUACUGUAAACAUAGCAGUUUAUUAUCCUCACAAGCUAUCAGCUGCUGCAGUUAUACCAUUAACUCUCUCUGCCAUCACAUACAAAUUCCUCUGCUACCUUGUCUCAUCUCCCCAGUUUAACCUUUGGAUUGUAAGCUUAGGGCAGUGCCCUCUAAUUGUUGUAUCGGUCUGUUCUUAUUGUAUUGUCUUUUUCCCAAUUAUACAGCGCUGCUAAAUAUGUUGGCGCUUUAUAAAUACCAGUAAUAAAUAAAUAAACAUUUAAAACAACUGAUGUUAGACACACAUCUUCAUGUCUUAUAUAGUUCUCUUUCAAUACUCCUGUUUCACGUUUAUUUGAUCUAUAUAUAUAUAUAGCUAUAUAUUGGUAUGCCCUGCUCUGCUGUUUUGCUUUUUUGUUUUUUUCUUUUUAACUAGCUUAUUCACUCUCCUCUGUUUAUUUACUUUUUCUUGCUAUUCUCCAAUCUGCACCUUUCACUUUCAGGCACACCUGCUAUCUAUGACAACCCCCAGGGACGGAUUAAGAGCCUAUUGGGCCUGGUGCUGACAAUUUUGAUGGGUCUAAUUACAGAAUCUUAUCGACAGACAACACUAAAAUAGUCAUACCUCUCAAGCGUCUUAUAUCUGGUGGAGGUGGCGCUUGAGGAAAACUCACACGAUAUAACUAUCAGAAAACACAUACCCUAUGCUAAUCUUUCGCUUUCAUCUUCCAAGUAAAUCCAUACCCUCUAACAGCAGUGUCCGGUGAAGCAGGAUUUCUGUGGGCGGGGUAAAAGAGUAGGUCACCAGAACCGCUAAAAGGAACAAACAUGCCCAAAAAGGGGGCAUAUCUGCAAGAAGAAUAGAAUGGUCAGCCUGGCAUGAAUGCACGUCAGGCUGCCUGCCAAUCAUGCAGGAUGGCCAACCAAGGGCAUACUGUGUAGACAGCACCCUGAGCUUGGCAUAAAUGCAUCUAAUGAUGCGCUAGCUCUACGCUUUCUAAGGACUGUCCCAUAGCACUCUCUGGUCCACUCAUCUCCUUACCUUCUUACUAGCAGGCGGAAGCUCCUGUUAUACAGUCUAGGACAGAGAAAAGGUGUUGGAGGAAAACUCACCUGAUAUAACUAUCAGAAAACACAUACCCUAUGCUAAUCUUUCGCUUUCAUCUAUCAAGUAAAUCUAUACCCCCUAACAGCAGUGUCGGGUGAAGCAGGAUUUCUGUGAGUGGGAUAAAAGGGUGGGCCAUGACAUGAUUCAUGUAACCAGAACUGCCCAAAGGGACAAACAAUGCCCAAAAAGGGGGCGUGUCUGCACGAAGAAUUAGAUGGUCAGCCUGCCGUGAAUGCACGUCAGGUUGCCUGCCAAUCAUGCAGGAUGACCAACCAAGGGCAUACUGUGCAGACAGCACCCUGAGCUUGGCAUAAAUGCAUUUAAUGAUGCGCUAGAUCCAUGCUUUCUAAGGACUGUCCUAUGGCACUCACUGGUACAUUCCUCUCCUAACCUUCUUACUAACAGGCAGAGGCUCCUGUUAUACAGUCUGUGACAGAGAAAAGGUGUAUGUAGUGAGUGUAGAAGAAAGGGAACAUGCCACAGUGUUACAGAAACUUUAGCAGCAAGAGCAUUUGCAUAGAGUGCAGUCAGGAUAAUACUUACCAGAACAACUACAUUGAGCUGUAGUAGUUCUGGUGACUAUAGUGUCCCUUUAAUCAUAAGCCAGUCUAUAUUAAAAUUCUACCUAGCAGAAUUCUGCAAUAAGAAUAAGUGACUGUCUGCCUGUAAAUGUGUGUGGGUGUGUGUGUGUGAGACAUUGUCAGCCAGUCCACACCAGUUUUGUUCCCCUACAUCCCUCUUAAGUUUACAUACUUAAGCAAAAGCAUGUGAAGAGUAGUAUAGAUAGAUAGACAGAUAGAUACAGCAGAAAGAAUCGCACACGAGGGACUUUGUUAAAAAUUGAAAUAAGACUUAACUUUUUUUUAAUCCAUUAAAAUGAUGUCAGCGUUUCACCUUCCACAUGGAGCUUUCAUCAGGACAGCAACAACAGCAGAAUAAGGGAAGUGUCAGGUGCCUCAGAUGUAUCACCUGUGGGCACAUGACUCGAGGACACACCUUCAACCAUCCUCUCACAGGCAAGAAAUAUAAUAUCAGAUACCGGAUAACAUGUAAAACCAUUUUUUGUAAUUUAUAAGCUUACCUGGCACGCAGGGUGGAUCCUGUUUGGCACCCCCCUAACCUCCUCCCACUUUAAAAUGUAGAAAACACCCGCAAUAUGUUUAAUGUUUUCAUUUUUUAAAAUUGCACAAAUGUGUACAUUUUGAUAAAACCCUGUUCUGCCCCUUCUACAAAACCUCUCUCUUGCCCGCCGUUCUACAAAACGCACACACACACACACACACACACACACAGUUACAGGCAGUCACACAUCCACACAGUUACAGGAAGACCGUCACACACACACACACACAGUUACAGGUAGACAGUCUCACACACACACACCACUCACUAGGGGGAUGCCAUGACCAGGGAGGCAUUAGGAUGUGUGAACUGUGCGGCAGGGACCGUACACAAGACCACCUCUGAGGUGUCAGUCACUGUGUUAUUGGGGCGUUUUUUACAGCUCACUCACGCAGGGACAGGCAGCCACAGAACUUUAAAACUGCUGCAUCUAAAAUAAAUGUUACGGCGCUAAUCGGCAGUGAGGGAGCAGCCAAACUAGUAGCGGGGUGGAGCUAACCACUGCCUCCACCCGCUACUGUUACUGCUGCACAUCGAGGGGAAGCAGGAUGGAGUCCCUGCUUCCCCAACAACUACACAGGAUGGACUGAAUCCACUCCUCCUCUAGCCCAACCUGACUGUGAGUAAGAGAGAGAGAGUGUGUGUGUGUUGACAGUCUGCCUGUGACUGUGUGUGUCUGUGUGACUGUCUGCCUGUAAGUGUGUGUAUCUGUGUGACUGUCUGUGACUGUGUGUGUGUGUGUGUGUGACUGUCUGUGACUGUGUGUGUAUGUGUCUGCCUGUAACUCUGUGUGUGUGUGUGUAUGUGUCUGCCUGUAACUCUGUGUGUGUGUGUGUGUGACUGUCUGCCUGUAACUGUGUGUGUGACUCUAUGCCUCUGACUGUGUGUGUGUGUGUAUGUGUCUGCCUGUAACUGUGUGCAUGUGACUGUGACUGUCUGCCUGUGACUGUGUGCGUGUGACUGUCUGCCUGUAAGUGUGUGUGUGUGUGUGUGUGUGAGACUGUCUGCCUGUAAUUGUGUGUUUGUGUGUGUGUGACUGCCUGCCUGUAACUAUGUGUGACUGUCUGCCUGUGACUGUUUGCCUGUGACUGUGUGCAUGUGACUGUCUGCCUGUGACUGUCUGUGUGCGUGUUUGUGUGCGUGUAACUGUCUGCCUGUAACCGUGUGUGUGUGUGUGUGACUAUCUGUCUGUGACUGUGUGUGUGUGUGACUGCCUGCCUGUAACUGUGUGUGUGUGUGAGACUGUCUUCCUGUGACUGUGUGUGAGAGACUGUCUGCCUGUGACUGUGUGUGUGUGUCUGCCUGUCUGUAACUGUGUGUGUGUGACUUUCUGCAUGUAACUGUGUGUGUGUGUGUGUGUGACUAUCUGCCUGUGACUGUGUGUGUGUGUGUGUGUGUGUGUUUGUCUGCCUGUGACUGUGUGUGAUUGUCUGCCUGUUACUGUGUGUGUGUGAGACUGUCUGCCUGUGACUGUCUACCUAUGAGUGUGUAUGUGUGACCACCUGUAACUCUGUGUGUGUGUAUGUGUCUGCCUGUAACUCUGUGUGUGACUGUCUGCCUGUAAAUGUGUGUGCGUCUGUGUGUGUGUGAGACUGUCUGCCUGUGACUGUGUGUGUGAGACUGUCUGCCUGUGACACUGUGUGUGUGUGACUGCCUGUCUGUAACUGUGUGUGACUGACUGCAACUGUGUGUGUGUGUGUGUGUGACUGUCUGUCUAUGACUGUGUGUUUGUGUGUGUGACUGCCUGCCUGUGACUGUCUGUGUGUGUGUGUGUGUGUGUGUGACUGUCUGUGACUGUGGGUGUGUGUGUGUGUGACUGUCUGUCUGUGACUGUGUGUGUGUGACUGCCUGUCUGUAACUGUGUGUGUGUGUGUGUGUGUGUGUGUGUGACUGUCUGUCUGUGACUAUGUGUAUGUGUGUGUGAGACAGUCUUCCUGUGACUGUGUGUAUGCCUGUAACUGUGUGUGUGUGUGUGUGAGACUGUCUACCUGUGACUGUGUGUGUGAGACUGUCUGCCUGUGACACUGUGUGUGUGUAUGUGACUGCCUGCCUGUAACUGUGUGUGACUGACUGCCUGUAACUGUGUGUAUGUGUGUGUGACUGUCUGUCUAUGACUGUGCGUGUGUGUGUGACUGCCUGCCUGUGACUGUGUGUGUGUGUGUGACUGUCUGUGACUGUGGGUGUGUGUGUGUGUGACUGUCUGUCUGUGACUGUGUGUGUGUGACUGCCUGUCUGUAACUGUGUGUGUGUGUGUGUGUGUGUGUGUGACUGCCUCACACACACACACACACACACAGUUACAGACAGGCAGUCACACACACACAGUCACAGACAGACAGUCACACACACACCCACAGUCACAGACAGUCACACACACACACACACAGUCACAGGCAGGCAGUCACACACACACGCACAGUCAUAGACAGACAGUCACACACACACACACACAGUUACAGGCAGUCAGUCACACACAGUUACAGGCAGGCAGUCACACACACACACAGUGUCACAGGCAGACAGUCUCACACACACAGUCACAGGCAGACAGUCACACACACACACACACACACACAGUUACAGGCAUACACACAGUCACAGGAAGACUGUCUCACACACACAUACACAUAGUCACAGACAGACAGUAACACACACACACACACAGUUACAGUCUGUCUGUGACUAUGUGUACGUGUGUGUGAGACAGUCUUUCUGUGACUGUGUGUAUGCCUGUAACUGUGUGUGUGUGACUGUCUGCCUGUAACUGUGUGUUUGACUGUCUGUCUGUGACUCUGUGUGUGUGUGAGUGCCUGUCUGUGACUGUCUGUGUGUGACUGUGUGGCUGUGAGUGUGUGUGUGUGACUGUGUGCGAGUGACUAUGUGCCUGGGACUGGACUCUGAAGACUGUUUCUAAUAUUGUAAAAAAAUGAAUUAUAUUGUAAGGGGCGAAGCAAGGGCUUUAGAGGGAGAGGCAGUUUUUUGGGGGAAGGGGAGUGCAAGAGUUUUAUGGAAGGGCGUGCAGGGGUUUGUAGAAGGGGGACAGGGAUUUUGUUUAAAGGGGGCUGAGCAGGGGAUUUAUGGAAGGGGGUGCAGAGGUUUUAUAGAAUGGAGGCAGGACAUGCGUUUUGUAGAAUGGCCGGCAAGAGAGGGGUUUUGUAGAGGAGGGCAGAACAGGGUUUUAUCAAAAUUUACACAUUUGUGCAAUUUUUAAAAAUGUAAACAUUAAAAAUACUGUGGGUGUUUUUUACAUUUUAAAGUGGGAGGAGGAGAGGGGGAGGAGGGUGCCAAACACAAGAUCCGCCCCGGGUGGCAAAUGCUCUAGUUAUGCCCCUGACACACACACUCACAGGCAGACAGUCAACACACACACACUCACAGGCAGACAGUUAACACACACACACACUCUCUUUCUUUUACUUACAGUCAGCUUGGGCUGGAGGAGGAGUGGAUUCAGUCCAUCCUGUUUCCCCUCGAUGUGCAGCAGUUACAGCAGCUCUGCCUCGCUGCCAGUUUGGCUCCGUCCCCGCUGCCAACUUGCUCCACCCUGUUUAUUUUAGAUGCGGCAGUUUUAAAGUUCUGUGGCUGCCAUGGCAACCUGUUCCUGCUGCACAGCUCACACAUCCUAAGGCCGCCCUAGUCAUGGCAUCCCCCUUGUGAGUGGCACCCGGGGAAGACCGCCCUCCCCCACCCACCACCCCUCCUUCGCCACCAGCCCCCCCUCCCCUUAGUAUGCUACUGCCUACCCAUGUGGUUUGUCUUACAUAGGAAAAACCCAAUUUGCAAACGUGUGUCUAACACAUCUCGUCAAGGGACAGCGAUCCAGCAUAUGUACAGCGUACAGGGAUGAAACUUCAGAUAAGCCAGUGGCAAAACAUUUUCUAGAUAAGAAGCACCUUCUAUCAGUCUUACAAUUUAUAGGAAUCGACCACAUCCCUGAGCCCAAAAUAUGUGGCAAUCGAGCAAACAGAAUCUUACAAAAGGAAACUUUUUGGAUCUUCACAUUGGACACCGUUGCACCAAGAGGACUGAACGAAAAACUAUCAUAUAGCCCAUUUUUUAUAGUUCUAUGUAUAGUUCCUCGGUAAAGUUUGGCCUCAGCUCUAAAAAUAUUAUUUUUUUUACUAUCAAACAAAAUAGUUUCCUUCCCUUUAAAAGGACUGUUUUGGGACACUUGUUUUAAAUGUAACAUUUGUGUUGUGAUUUUUGAUUCAUCCAUAAUUUUUAAUGAUAUGUGUAGGUUUUCGGAUGGACCUACACAACCUAGAUUUUUAAUUUAAAUAAAUAAAGGAAUAUUUUAUAUGGAUAUGUUUUAAAUAGGUAGAAAUCAAUCCUCAAUUCUCAUUUUUUUUAAAGGUAACUUUUCCCGGACGAAGUAGAAACGCAUAGUUCAGUGCGCCCUGCUCCGACGGUGUAUUACACAGGGGAAUCCCCAAUACUCUACGAGCAUCAGGAGAGGAGAAUACUCAUCUUCAACUCUCCUACCAACAACCAAGAAGCACACCUGCUACCAGGCAAUAGGAUCUCCAUCAACAUAUGAGUAAGUGGAAAAAUGGCUGAUAUCUACUCUAUUCUGCAACAAGGAGGUUUUUUUCUAAGCCUUCAACCGAGCUACACACUCAUAUACCCACAAGCAGACUCAGGACAUACAAGAUCAGAACAAAGAGAGCUCUCUCCUCCAUCACCAGGUUGGACUUUUUUGUUUAUUCCUUUUUACAUUUAGACUUUUAUUUUUUCACCUUUUUUCCCCAUAUACUUAUUGUUUCUUUUUUACUACAGUUUUCAUUUUACAUUUUUUUAUUGGUCCAUUUUUUUGUUUUUUAUGCUGUACCUGUAAAUAGUGUGCACACUCAAUUUAGUACAACAGGUACCUGUUUUAAAAUCAUUGAAUCUCAGCAUAUAAUUAGUAUAUACAGAUUUAUACAUAUUUUAUGUUUUAAUUAGACAAAUAAAUGUUUUAUUUUAUAUACAAAUAAUAGUAAGGUUUUUUUGCGCUUCUUUCAACACUUCUACUGUUUUAUUUUGUACAAGAACGUGUAGGGAUACUUUCUAUAUAAGAAGCUGUAUUCCUAACAUACCCUCACAUUUUCUUACUGGUUACACCCCAGAUUAAGUGGGACUUUCCUUCUAACAUCACUAUUAACAUCUUACAACCAUUAUUAUUUCCCAUUAUUGGGGGUAUAUUUGUAUGCGCAAUUUAAAACACGACUGGAGAAGUUAUUAUUCUCUAGCUAUCUUUUCUAUUGAUCUGGUGCUGAAUGACUGUCCCUGUGCUGCUAGGAUUAGUGCCUCAGUGUUGUCUUUCAGUCCUGCCUUUUCCAACCAUGGGAAGGUUGUUUGUUAUGUGAGCCUCAUCCACUAUCUGCUGGUGGUACACCCCAUGGAGAGGUUUGUCUUGCCAAUGAACCUCCUCUUUUUCUGCAUCCUCUAUCUGUAAAAGUCUCAGGCAUUCCCUUAGCAGUUCAUCUUUAGGAGCCAUCUUCGUGAUGUACUUGUGGAUGCUCUGUGUUUCGUCCAGGACUGUGGCCUUGACACUCAUCAGGCUGUGACCUCCUUUCUUCCGGCAGGUGUACAGUCUCUGGGUGCUGGAUUUUGGGUGGAAUCCUCCAUUAAUAUUGAGUAGUAUCAUAUCAGCUCUGAUAUGGGCUGACCAACUCUUCAUGUGUGCUGCUCUCUGUUGGAUAUCUUCGACUGUGAUGGUGACUGGUUCCUGUUCUGGCAGUAUGCAGUGCUCUGCUGUCAGGUCUAGUAGCCACUAGGCCUCUGUGUUGUGAGAUGUUUCUUUCGCCCAGAUAUUCUUCCAGUACUGUUCAGUCUUAGCUCUGGGUGGAUCUUGCGAGGAGAUGUAGUGGUUACCCUGUAGCUGUGCAUACACCUUGGAUGGUUCUUUGGUAAAGAGGGCAUUGAUUCUCUGGUGUAUCUGCUCAGUCUGGUUGCCAGUGUUGUCAGUCUUUGCUUAGCUGUUUCCAGCACCUCUGGUAUGGGCAUAUCCUUGUACUUCUGCAGCAGCCAUGAUCUAUCUUUUAUCUUUCCACCUCUGUUAAGUUGAUCCACCAUACUAACUUCGUUGUUGUCUUUAUUUUGGCUUCCAGUCAUAGUCUCCAAGGUGGGCAUUGCUUCUCUUUGAACCUGAUUUUGUAGUCAAGUAGCUGGAGGACCACUAAUGCUUUGGCAUAUAUGAGCCUGUUGGUCUCUGUGAUGGCGAUAGACAAUGCUUCAUUAACUGCAACUGUCUUGUGGUUGAUUCUUCGGUAGUCUUGUCCGCUGGUCAACGACUGCUAGUUUUCUAGGAUCAUUUCCCUUAUAUCUGUUUGUGACGGCACUCCGGGUAUGAGAAGGGGUUAAAGCCGCCAAGGUUGUUAUUUUCACCGAAUACGAAGUCAGCUACCGAACACUCUUAAGCGCCGAACAGGAAUCUUAACAAAAUAUCCCCCCAAGCAUGAGACAAGGCUCUGUGUUGAAGGUCAAGCAGGAUCUGUUUAAUGGUGGCCACAUAUCGGCCUUUUAUGCAGGUCUUCCAGCAAGGGACAUUUCCAUAGGGCGUCCGACUGUCUAAGAUGGCCGUCGCCACGUGUUCAUUCAUAAGAACGACGACCACCCAGCCGACCGUUUGAGAGUUGGAAGUGGCUGCGAUUAACCGCAGUGUUAACAAGGUCAGAAAGGUUAACGAGCAGCACACUUCCCUGCUAGGUGGCCCGCCAUUCGGUAGUUAUGUUCGUCUUUUAGUGAAUGCAACCAGGGAAACACACGAACAAUCGGGGACUAGCGAUCAAACAGUUGAAACAGUCUCAAAUAAUAAUCCAGUGGCAGGGAGGUCUGCUACACUGUUGUUAUGCCAUCUUGGGGAAUGGAUUCAGGUUGGCAAUUCUCUGCAGGUAAGAAUGUGAGUAUGGGAAUUUUUUCCUCCUCAUGGUGCAUGGUUGAUUUCUUCUGUAGUCCAUUUAUUUCCAGUUGGGCACUAGAUUUCUCUUGAAGAUGUUCAAACAUUGUGUAACCAGCUGUUUUGGUGUUAGGGUAGAUGAUGGUCUCUUAUUCAUCCAUAGCUCCCACAUACGUUUCAUGUAGCCUAUCUCAUUGGGUCUGCUGUUGUAAUAGCAUUCAAGCAGGUCUAGGUUCUCGCUCCAUGUCCAGGAAUGCUUUGCUCCAGUAGCCCACUUGUCGUCAGAUUGCCUUGGUUCCCUAGCAUCUGACACGGACAUUGUUAAUCCAGGCGACGUCCAAGCCGGCAUGACUCUCUUGGUUCGUGUUGCUCUCAUAUUACUGAGGUGGGCAGGAUGUAUAUUGUUAGGUGUCUUGCCCAGGGACACUUACUGGUGUAGUGGUCAGACCAGUAUUCGAACCAGUUCGAAGUCAGUGACAUCACUACUGUGCUAUCCAGUCAAGAUAUAUAUAUAUAUAUAUAUAUAUAUAUAUAUAUAUAUAUGUAUGUAUGUGUAUGUAUGUGUAUAUCUAUAUAUAUGUAAAAUCUAUAUGUAAAAACGGUGUUUGCACUCAGGCUAAGUCCUAGGCAUGCAUAUAUAACAAUCUAUACAUUGUGAAGGAUUAUAUAUGAACCAAGGCUCAAGCUACAGAUGACCAGAUGACCAGUCUGUUUAAAAUUGGCUAGCUUGGAUCAUGUUAUGCUUUAUAUGUUGAUGAACUUUACCCUAGGUUUAGUGUCUGACACAUGCACACAAUCUUUUACUUGUGGCAUCCUAUGGCUUCUGAGGAGAAUAUUGCAGCGGUCCCCCUUAGGCCCCCCUCCUCAGUAACUUCAUGUUUUUUAUAUAUAUAUAUAUAUAUAUAUAUAUAUAUAUAUAACCGUUGAAAUAUGCUUAGUUCUGUAAAUUCCUUUUGUGGUAAAAAUUGCCUUCAAGCAUCCCAUGUUUGUUGCGCAAGUCAUAAAGCUAUUUGCUAUAUAACCUUGUAUGCUCUCCCAUUAAAAAUCAGAAGCAUCUUUUGAUUACACAAACAACCUUGUGUGUCUGAUUGCUUCUCUGAGCGCACACCAAUAUAUUUAUAGAUUGAACCCCGUUCGUAUGCUGGCUUUCCUCCUCUAUACUCACGAAAUUCAGCAUGAAAGAAAAGUUUUUAUGAACUGCCUUCCGAGAUUAUCGACGACAGGUAAGCAGUGGCUCUUGGGUUUAAAUAGGACCAAUAGUCCCUCCCACAACUAUGGCUUGGCCUGUAGUUGAGGGAGGGACUAUUGGUCCUAUUUAAACCCAGGAGCCACUGCUUACCUGUCGUCGAUAAUCUCGGAAGGCAGUUCAUAAAAACUUUUCUUUCAUGCUGAAUUUCGUGAGUAUAGAGGAGGAGAGCCAGCAUACGAACGGCUAACUGUAAGUCAUUUUCAUUACACGAACACACCUAUUAUCACUUCGUUAGUAGCAUCCGUUCGUUUAAACUCCGUUUGUUUAAAGUUUCAUGUUAAAACCAUUUCGUUAAAAAUACUGCUGCAUUUCAUUUAAAGUUUGUCUGUUUCUCCGGUCACUCAAUUAGGUCUGUUUCCCACGGUUACAAUUUCAUUCAUACAGAAUCAGACGAAUGGCAUGAAAUAGCUCUCAUGUGCUUACAUAAUAUAAGGCUAUUACGUUCGUGUAAAAAUCACUAACAUACCAUCAUUUAAAGCCCCGUUCGGCUAAAUCCUUUAGGUCAUUCCCUCAAAGCUUGAAGCUUGUAUAUCUUGCAUAGUACUAUAUAAAUAGUUCCAUGUGACAUAAUUUAUGAAAAUUUAAUUUUUCUCUAGCAUUUAUUCCUGUCUGAAGGUUAAGUUCUUCUUCCUACUGUCAGCCAGCUAAUCUUUGUCAUAGCUUGUUCACUUAGGUCAUACAUGCUUUUGGUAAAUUGCUCAAGGUACAUCUUGGCAUAGUUUACUUUAAUUUUCCCUAUUGCAUUACAUUUGAUUACUGUUCGGUUAACGCCGGUUAAGCAAGUAAUAUAUUAAGCUAGUCAAUUACAUGAUAGUUUAUUUUCCCUCCUCUUUUCAAAAAGAUACUACGAUUACAGACAUUGGUUACAACGGCCCUGUCUUUAAAAAAUACCAACUCUGCAUGUAUUUAGAGAGGUAGGCCUCUAAAGUAAUACCUCCUUCUUUCCAGUUUUGUCCUUGUUAUCUGUCAAUACUUCUGGGGGUUUAGGUUAUAACUCAAUCAUUAUGACAUGUUUUAGGAACAAGUAGGGGUCAUUCUUACCAACUAUGUCCUACAGGUCAAUAGCAGGUAUGUAUAAUAAAUAAUUUUAAAAAAUCAAGAUAGGUAGUAAUUCUAGUGUUAAAUCCACGCCAAUCAGGUAUAAUUUCCAUAGGCCUCUUCACCUUUAGUUGAGUAGUCCUGAAAGGCCAGCGCUCAUCCCUACGAUCAGAGGUACAAGCCCAAUCGGCCCAAACGCAUAGUUAUCACCUUGCAUCAGGUUAUAGUUAGGGCCUCACUUGUCACAGCCAAUCGAUAUUAAAAUCUUAUACGUUUCACAGAGGGGCCAACACCCCACCGCUGACCUCAGUGGCACAGAGGCCCCACGAGCCAAAUCAUAGUUAGAGCCUCUCAAAGCCACUUGGCAAGUAGUAUGGGCGUCAUCCGUCAGCUAAGUUAGUUAGAAUAAUAUAAUUUCGCCUUUGGGCAUUAAACUAGGGAACUUGGUUACUUCUUAUCCACAUGGAUACCAAGUUAUCUACCUCACAUCCUUAGCAUGUCUAACACUUCCAUACAAGGAGAUGACCUGUCGGUGGACAGCACCCCGACCAGACCAAGUUCCCAGAUGAGACAAACCGUACUGGCCAGCCCAGCGUCCAGCUACAGAUCCUGGACAAUACCUAAAAUUACUGCCGAACUUGAAAAUAAAAAUAUUCCCUUCCCUGCCACAGCCAGGAAAGCUGAACUUUUUCCCCUGUUAAAUACAAAUGAUGAUAAUGAAAGACCUGGCCUUAGUUCUGAAUAUAAUAUUCAAAAUAGUUUGUCAGAACUUCACAACAUGAUGGCCUCCCUAGUGACUUCUGUAGCCACAAUAAAUAACCGGUUGGAUAAUUUGGAGUCCAAUAACCGAUCAACCAUUCUGGAGGCUCCAGUACCUAUAGCCCAGCCAGAGCCUAACCCAGGAGGUAACGCUAACCCUCUACCCGCAAAAAGUACUAAUAUCAUUAACCCAGUACAUCUCAUUCCACAAAAAAUUAAACAGGACAUAAUAGAAGGGAAAGCCAUUAAUCUGGCUUCUCUUCUCAUAGCAUCACAAGACGUAAUUGAGAACAGAUCAUACACGUUUGACGACCUGUCCGUAAUAAUGAAAUCUAGGGACCCAAGACUGAACAGGAAGUUAAAUAUUCCAGAAUUUGUCCUGGCAUUUGGCCUGUAUAGGAACGUGAUUUGUUCUGCUUUUCCCAACCUUAGAGAGGAACUUGAUUUAUAUUUACAUAAGCUGAUAGACUUGGUGUAUAAAUAUGGAGGCUACGCUUUUUAUGACUACCACAAGUCCUUCCCUUCUAGAUCUGCUGCGUCACUGGCCCAAUAUAAUACUCCUACCGACUGGGGCCAGUUAGACACAGAAUUAUUCUAUAGACCUUUUGUGGGUCUUAAAACACCAUCAUGUGCAAUAUGUUCCUCAGCUGCCCAUACUGUUAACUUCUGUCCCAGCAACGUAGUAAUUCCUUCUACUAGCAAUGCCAACCCCGAGUUUCAACCCAACGUGGCCCAAAGAGAGUUAAGAGAUAAACUAGGCAGGCCUAUCAUUUUUCUUGGGAAGGCUCAAGUCUGUAACAAUUACAAUGCUGGAGGAUGUAGUUACAGUGCUUGCAGACUCCUUCACGUAUGCUCACUUUGUUUCAGAGAACAUGCUAAAACAAUUUGUCCAAACAGAUUGUACCCUAAAAGAUCUUUUACACAAAUAAACGUAAUUUACAAUGUUACCUGUCUGAUAAUCCUUCUUCAGGUCUGGUAGAAUUUCUCACCUCUGGUUUCACUAAUGGGUUUCACACGGGUUUUGUUGCACUCCCCACAGGAAUUCUAGAAUGCCCAAACCUACAGUCGACACUCACUGACCCAAGUAGUUUGCAUGAACUCAUCAAUAAAGAAAUAGAGAAUGGUUUCAUGAUUGGGCCCUUCUCUACCCCACCUUUCACAUCCUGGAGAACUAACCCUCUAGGCAUAGCUACAGGGAAGUUUAAUAAUAAAAAAGACUCAUCAUUGAUUUUUUUGAGCACCUCACUCUUCCACUACACCUAGCUUAACCCCUUAAGGCCAAACUUCUGGAAUAAAAGGGAAUCAUGACAUGUCACACAUGUCAUGUGUCCUUACAGGGUUAAAUGCACUUAUACCAUCUGAGGAUUUCUCAUUACAAUAUGCAAGAAUAGAUGAUGCCAUACAAGCUAUCAUUAACUCUGGCAAGGCAGCUUGAUUAAGUAAAACAGAUAUUACGAAUGCAUUCAAACUACUACCAAUUCAUCAGUCACUCUGGCACCUGCAUGGCAUUAAGUGGGAAGACAAGUAUUAUUUCGCAACUAGACUUACUUUUGGCUCCAAAAGUAGCCCUAAGAUUUUCGAUAUUUUCACUGAAACAUUGACCUGGCUCUUACUUAACAAAUGCAGAUGUCCUGUAGUCAUUCAUUAUUUAGACGAUUUUCUCUCUAUUGAACCACACCACUUCACACCAGGCAGCCUACAUCACAUGCUGUCACUAUUUGAGAAUUUAGGAGUUCCGGUAGCCACAGACAAAACAGAAGCUCCCAACACCGAGAUUAUGUUCCUGGAGAGAAUACUAAAUUCAGUUUCUAUGCAAGCUAGCCUGCCUCAAGAAAAGGUAGAUAGGAUUUUAGCGUAUAUUGAUAUCUGCACCUCACAAGGGUCUUGCACCAGGAAAGAACUACAGUCACUUCUAGGGUCCCUUAAUUUCGCUAUGAGGAUUAUUCCUCAAGGGAGGCCUUUCAUUUCCAGAAUUCUCUCUCUCUUACACGGUCUUCCCAAUGACGAUUCCAGAACUAACUUAGAUCAACCAGCUAGGGCCGACUUAAAAAUGUGGCAUCUAUUUCUAUCCUCUUGGAGUGGCAGGUCAUUAUUCGUUCCCCCAUCUCUGAUGAUUCCCCGAUAAUGUGGACUGAUGCUUCAGGAGCCAUAGGUUACGCAGCAAUUUUUGGCAAUGACUAGGUAUACGACUGUGACAGAACCAUCUGUCUGUUUAUUGCGGUGGAUUUGUCUGUUUCUGCCCCGUUCGUGUAAAUGGCUGUUUCCUAUAGCCCAGCCAUACGAAUGACUGUUUUUCCCGAACAAACCUACCGAACGGAUGGCCACCCAGGAGAGAAGUGUGCUGCUGGUUAACCUAUUGAUCCCAAUUAGAACGUUGUGGUUAACCGCAGACACUUCUCAAUUAAACCGAAUUCAUGGUGGUCGUCGUUCGUAUGUCGACCACGAGGCAGCGGCCAUUUUAAAACACGCGAAAGCCCAGCGGUAUUCGACUCUAUUUUCAUGGAACUAAAAACUGACACUUUUUCUGCCGAACACCGCUGAAACAACAGAACGCCUGACUGCCUCCACGAAAGUGUACGAACACCGGCCGUUCGGGAGUUUUGAACCACACGAAAGGACUUAACCAAGAUAGCCUUCCCAUGGAGUCAAUCGCAUACCGAAAGACUGUAAGAACUUUGACUCCAUGGCGAUUGAACUGUGUGUGUGGGAUCUGAGCGCUAUUCGCUAAUAAUAUGCACUCAGAUCCAGGCUAUCUGGGGAUAUGUGAUGCGAAUGGGAAAUGUUAAAGUUAUGUAUUUUUAUGUAUUUUCUAGUAUUGUAUCUAAGAUGGCGAUUUGUCUUUGUCCUGGAGAUAAUUGAAUUACUUCUAAAUUAUCUCCAGGGCAGAAGGGAGGAAACCAUAUUGCAUUGUGGGUAAAGGCUGUGACUGUAUGUCUGGAAUGUCUUCAUGCCCAUCUGUAAUUCCAGUCUCCCAUUUGGUCCCCUAGGGGAGUGUCCACCAAGUGGGAGACCUGCAUAAAUACGGGCAGGUAGCCCACAGUAAAGCCAGAUCCUGUUUGACCCUCAAUGCGGAGCUUCUGUCUCGUUAUUGGGGGGAUUUCUUCUUUGCGCUUAGAGACUGCUGGAUGGUACCGAAAGCCGCUUGGUGGAUAUCGUUGUUCGGCGGCUAGCAGCAGUUCAUGGAUUUCUCUUCGGGAGUUUGGAGCCUUUCACGGAUCCCGGUCGGAAGAUUACCGCUUCCCCUGGUUAUGGUUCGUGUAUUACAAUUGAUGCGAACGGAUUACUGAAUUUGCGAAAGGGGAAGGUGAACUAAACGGCGGUUUCUCUUAAAUACACCAGACACGUCUUAACAACGACUCUUGGCUACCAGAAACUUCCUCCUUAGAAAAUUUCAACAGGACCUCAGCACUGUUUGAAAUUUUCCCGAUUGUAGUUGAAGCACAAAUAUGGGGUAAAGAAUGGAGAGGUAAAUUAGUUAGGUGCUUUUCAGACAACCUGGCAGCUUGUAACAUUAUUAAUAAAGGCCGCUCUCAGUCCCUUACAAUCAUGAACUUAGUAAGGAAACUUACCUGGUUAGCGGCAAAUCUACAGUUCUGUAUAAGUUGUAUGCACGUUCCAGGCAUUCAGAAUAAUGCAGCUGAUGCACUCUCACGUUCUAAUUUACAGGAAUUUUUCAUAAUCCAUCCGACAGCAUACUUACAGCCCAAUGAACCUCCACAGUUCACAGACCUAAUAAUGCUCUGAAUACCCUGUUAAAUCACAGUAGGUCGCUCGCACAGGCUGGUUUAUCACUCAGUGCUAAAAAAGCCUAUGUCAGAGCAUAUGAUCUGUUUAAAAAAUCUGUACGUGAUUAUAAUGUAAUAAAUGAAACCAUGGUUGCGUUCAAACUUUUUGCCACAUAACUCUAAAAUUAGCAUACAAUACAAUCAAACUUUACCUAACAGGCAUACAAUACUACAUUUAAAUUAUUUAUCCAAACAAAGCUCCAUUCUGAGCCUCUUAUCCAGUCAAAAGUGUCUUAAGAGGCGUUCAGAGACUAACAAUUCAUAAUCCCCUCAAAAGACUUCCAAUAGAUAGAAACCUAUUUAGGAACAUCUCCGAUUUACUAGACAGUAUCACUAAUCUGAUAACCAAAUCCGCAGCCUAUAUAGCCUUUUACGGUUUCCUGAGACCCAAGGAAUUUUCUGUGGAGAAAACAUCCGACUUUAAGUCAUGCCUUAAAAGGAAACAGCUAACUAAAGUAGACGACCAUUAUAUCCUGUCAAUCUCUCAUGCCAAAACUAGCCAGACUGGCCCCCUAGUAGAGAUAAAAUAUUACCCUACCUCUACCAAGUGGUGUCCAAUUCAAAUAUUGGAUAACUUAGUCAAGGCACAGCUUACAGCUAACCCCAAAUUCCCACUAUUAGCCAUUCAAGGGAAGCCCCUAACCACCAAACAGUUCAUGCUAUACAUACGCACAAUGAUACUCAGAUUAGGACACAACCCACAUUCCUUCUCUGGCCAUUCAUUUCGUAUUGGGGCAGCCACAGCAGCUUCUGGUAAUCACGUACCAACACAUAUCAUUAAGAACAUGGGACGCUGGAAAUCCUCCGCAUACAACAGGUACAUUCCUAAUCCAGAAAAGGGAAUCAGACUAGCUUUCCAUGAAAUGUCCAAAUAAUGUCUAUGGCUAAAUAAAGUAUGUCUUGCAAAAUAAAUUGUUUUCUUAAUUUUUGCCCUCUUUUUACAGGUCUAACCUCACGUUGGUUUCGGCACACCUCAACUGACUUUUGUUCUUAUUAAUUUACAUAAUACCAUAACCAUACAUUCCUCUAAAUGUGCCGUACACAAAUGGAAGGCUUGGCCUGUAAUUGUGGGAGGGACUGAUGGUCCUAUUUAAACCCAGGAGUCCCUGCUUACAUGUCAUCGAUGAUCUCAGAAGUUUCCCUCCCACCUCACCCUUUAUUAUUUCAUAUUAUCUAGGUGGGCCCUCUUUUCACAGGUCUAACCUCACAUCGGUUUUGGCACACCUCAGCCGACUUUUGUUCUUAUUAAUUUACAUAAUACCAUAACCAUACAUUUCUCUAAAUGUGCCAUACACAAAUAUAUAUAAGCUUUUAUAUAUAUAUAUAUAUAUAUAUAUAUAUAUAUACACACAAGCUUUAAGACACCUGACAUCCGUUCUGAUAUCAGUUCUCAUUUCAACACUCUAAUCAACACCUCUUCAAUCAAUCUAUAUAUAUAUAUUGAGGUGUUGAUUAGAGUGUUGAAAUGAGAACUGAUAUCAGAAAGGAUGUCAGAUGUCUAAAAGCUUUGAGAGGAAAGGGAGUAGAGAUAUGAAACUUUAGUUAGAAUGGUAAGAUGGGUCACAAGAUGGCUUUUUUAGGAUGAGUAAGGCAGUAGCAUGUUUAAGGGCAGUGGUGGAAAUGCCAGAAGAAAGACAGUGUUAAGGAUGGCACAAGAGGAGAGAGAUCUGAUAAGGUUAGAUGGAAUGGGAUUAAGCAGACAAGUUGUGGGGUGAGAGGAAAGGAGAAGGCAGCCACCUCCUGCUUGGUAGAAAGGAAGAACACCUAGAGGCAUUUUUGUGUGGUGUAUGAAUUGUUAUUUAAUGUAUACAUAUACAUUCUAGCUGUAUGGUAGCAUAUAUUACAGACACUUUAAAUUCUACAAGGUUAACUCAGCAAUGAAAUGGUUAAAAGUUCAAAUUAGGACAAAGUCAUAUGUUGCUUGUCAAUCAAGGGGUUAACAAGACAAAGGACAACGACAUAUGUUUCCUGUCAAUCAAAGGGUCAACAAGACAUAUUUCUUUGGAGCUAACAAUAGACAGUGCUAAUUAAAUUAAAAAAACAAUAUGAGAACUCUAAAGGAUGGACAAAAGCUUAGAGAAACUCAGUAGCUUGCCCUUCGGUAAAUCCCCACUCAGGUCUCAAAAUAAUUUUUGCUCACUUGUGCCAUUACAGAGAGAACAUAUUCCGAAGCAUAUCAGACUGAUCCCACCUGCAAGGGCAGUCAGGAACCUAAAUGCCAGCAAGUUCCCUCUGCACAAGAGAUACAGCAAGCCCAGACGAUCUUUUCAGCCUACUUUGGGCAACCUUAGUGAGGUGUAGCUCAUUCCCAUCCAGGCACAGUGAGCACGGGGUCCACGCCUGGAUUACCAUUUUACUUGGGGCGAGCAUUAACUAUGCAUUGAAGCAAAAACAAAGAAUAUGAAAACUGAGAAUAUGAGAAUGGACAAAAGCUUCGAGAAAUACAGCACAUUACACCAUAGAAGGGAAAAAGUUAAGAACUUUUUUUGAACAAAG